AACUACGAUCCCCUGGUAGGGCCCUGACGUCACACGCCAAAUGUUCGAGCGUGUUUCCACAGAGAGGCGAAAACGGCUAGGCUUUUUUUUUUCUCUACACGUCGGUGUUCGUAUGGUAAAGCUUCUAGCCUAGGCCACAGUGUUAUUCUGUGUUCUGCGUCUUGAAGUUCAAGCGGUUUUGUGAAGCAUGGAGUUUUAACUUAUGGAAACCAUGUAGUUUUGUCGGAGACAUGGUACGGGAAACUAGAUAUUUGAUUGUGCGAAAUUUGCCAGAAAAUUGCACAGAGGAGACUGUUAUUGACCAUUUUCAACGGUGAGUACCAGAUGGUGUAUUAAAAAAAAUUAUAUGUAUUAAUAAUAAUUAUGACUUAUGACGUGUAGUGUGUUAAGUGUGUAGUCACAGACCCUAUAACCUACAACUAUAAUUAUUUAUAUAUUGUUUAGGUUGCGUGAAUCAUGGUUUAAAAAAAAGCACAUUCAUAUAUGGCUACCGCAUAUAUAUCAUAUAUUUAUGUCAUGACCAAGAGCGAGUGUAGGCUUACUUAAAUUUACAAUCGUACAAUGUAAAUGUAAGUUACAGUUACAUUUACAUGCCUAUCAAAAAUGCCUAAUAAUUUACUAACUUUUAAAGUGAUUACAAUGCCUACUCACUCUUAUAACGUGACAAGCAAAAGCUUCCCCCUGGGCAAAGCCUGAAUUUAGGUGCUAUAUCCCCCCCCCUAUAUAUUAAAUAUAAUUAUUUUUGAGGAAAAUGACGUUUUUGGCAGCCUCUGACUCUGAAGGUUGAGCCAGGGCGGGAGCCCCUUCGCACGGUACUGAUUAUAAUUUUAAUUCUUUUUGUAAAUUACAUAAAAAUAACAAUAUAACAUACCAAUCCUAGAAGUUAGAGGACCUACUCUGAUAAGUCUACAACUACAAUCCACCAUCCUUGUUUGAUCCUUUCCCUAGUCCUAAUUAUGUUUAUUUAUAUGUAUUUUUAUAUGUGAAAUAUGUUAUAUGUGUCUAUAGUCAUAGUCUAAAGGCGUAGGCUAUAUUAAAUUGAGCUAAGCACCUGCUAUGUGCUAAUAUGUCAUCAUUACUAGACAAUAGGUGAUAUUAAUAAUACAUUAUACUAUUUUUAUGCAUUGUUAACUUAGGCACACAUAAGAUGCUAUCAGUCAGAAUGAAUAUGCGUUGUGGGAGUAGUGUUGAACAUGACAUAGUAUAAGUAAAAUCACAAAAACAAAACAAUGGCAAUGGGCCUACCUGCAGUAAAAUGUUUAUACUUUAAAGCCAUAACCUCAUCCCAGACGUUUUCUGCUCAAAUUUCUCUUUAACCAGUAAAUUAAAGAACGAUUUCUUAUUAACAUGGAUGUUAGCUGAGAUUAAUCACAUGGUAAAUUUUGUUUUUAGUUGGUUAAAAUUUUUUUUGAAAGACUAAGACUAAGGGUCUCUGUUUUUUCAGCAUGGAUGAAUUUGGUGUAGUUCUUUUCAAGACCUAAUUUAAAUGUUAAGAAAUUAAAAAAAUGAUCCCAUACCAUAGCUCUAGUAGGCCUACUCCUCUGGUAUAUUAUUUAUCUACAAACCACCUUCCCAGUUUGAUCUUUUCUCUAAAAAUGUUUAUCUUAGUGUUUUUUUUCUGCUUUAAUUUAAUACUAAAUACCUAAGGCACUGUGCUCAAAUUAUUUUGGAUGUUAUCAUGUGUAAAAGUUUUAGCUAUGUAGGACUAACCUGUUGAGCCAAUGAUGGUUAGGGUGUACAGAAAAAAAAGGGUAAAUUGGUAAAUGAUUCAAUAUCAAUGAUGAUUGCUUUGCCCACUCAUCUGAAUUGAUGAAUAUUAGCACUCUCCUGUUAUAUAAAUAAAAAUCAUAAUAUACCCUGUACCUUUUUUUUACCCUUUCCUUAUGUUUAUAUUUUAUUUAAUUUUAAAGAGCUACAUCUCAGUAUAUAUUAUAAAUAUAAAUUCUUAAAGUAACUAAUUAAAUAGUUAUGUAUAUCGUGUGUACAUUCCAUGUUUGGCUAUGAGUUUUUAAAUAAAUGUGAGUCUUUUUCUGCUCUACUUUUAAAGUACUGCAUUCAAAUUAAUUUGGUUGUAAUCAUUUUAUGGAAAAGGUUUAUCUUUAAAUUUAUGUUAGAAAUUAUUAUCUCUUUAGCAUUGAGGGUUAGGUUGUAGUUCCUUUAAUACCUUAAAAAAUAAAUGAUGAUCACAUUGCUCCCUCUUCUGAAUUGAUGAAGACUAGCACAUGUCUGAUAUAUUUAGCCAUGACCACUUACCAUUUUUAAAAUCCUUUUCCUAAUUUUUAACUUUAAUAAUGAUUUUUAUCUUUAAAUUAAAUAGUUCCAUUUUGAUUUAUAAGUUCUUUAACUACUACUAGCUUUAGACUAGUAAUUUUUUUUGUCAUGUCUUAAGAUGAAAAAUUGUACUACUGGUAAAAAUUUUAAAUAAAUAUAUAUCAAUCUUUAACCGUUAUUCUUUAGUACUUUAACUAAUGGGACUGCGUAGAUAUUAAUUUAGAUCUAGUUGUAGUAUGUGAAUUUUUUACAGUUUUGUCCUUUAAUUGUAUUGCGGGUCUUAUAUGUUCAGUGUUGAUGGUUAGGUCUUUAAAAAAAAAAUCUCAUUUGUAAUUCUUUAUAAAAUCUACACAAAUGCAAGUUGUAUGAUGAUCACAUUGCUCCCUCUUCUGAAUUGAUGAAGACUAGCACAUGUCUGAUAUAUAACAUAUAUAACAGUCUCCCUUUUAAAUCUUAUUCCUAACAUAUAUAAUUAUAUAACUUUCAUUUAAAGAGUUACAAUUCAAUAUAUGUCAGUUCUUUAAGCAGCACUACCUUAGAGUCUAAUAAAUUCAAUAUGUAUCAGUUCUUUAAGCAGCACCACCUUAGAGUCUAAUAAAUUAGAGUCAUGUGGUAAAGACAAAAAGUGUAGUGUAUAUAAUUUAGUUUUUCCUGUUUACAUUGGGGUUACUUUCACUUAAGGGACUGCGCAGAUAUUAAUUUAGAUCUAGUUUUAGUACGUGAAUUUUUUACAGUUUUGUCCUUUAAUUGUAUUGCGGGUCUUAUAUGUUCAGUGUUGAUGGUUAGGUCUUUAAAAAAAAAAUCUCAUUUGUAAUUCUUUAUAAAAUCUACACAAAUGCAAGUUAUAUGAUGAUCACAUUGCUCCCUCUUCUGAAUUGAUGAAGACUAGCACAUGUCUGAUAUAUUACAUAUAAAACAGCCUCCCUUUUAAAUCUUAUCCAUAACAUGUAUAUCUUUCAUUUAAAGAGUUACAAUUCAAUAUAUAUCAGUUCUUUAAGCAGCACUACCUUAGAGUCUAAUAAAUUAGAGUCAUGUGGUAAAGACAAAAAGUGUAGUGUAUAUAAUUCAGUUUUUCCUGUUUACAUUGGGGUUACUUUUACGCUUAUGGGAUUAAUAUUAAUUUAGAUGUUUUAUAUUAUGGGAAAUGGCAAAGUUUUAUCUUAUCAUUGUAUUGCAAGUAUUAUUAUCUGUUUAGCAUUGUAAGGGCAUUUAAAAAUAUCAUCCUUUAAUUCUUAAGACCUAAAAAAAUCUAAAUUAAAUGAUGAUCCCAUUAUCCCAUUGCUCCCUCUUCUGAAUUGAUGAAGAUUAGCAAAUGUCUGAUAUAUAUUACAGAUCUGUUUACUCUUAUUAUUUUGGCGUACAAUGUAAGAUUUUGGAUGUAAACAUUAUAUAUACUGUAUGUUUAUUGUUUUACUAUAAAAAUAAUGUAUGUAACGAUUUUGUGAUGAUGUUGUACAAUUUUAAGAGUAAACAGUUCUGAGAUUACUAUAUUAUUAUUAUUAUGUAGCACUAGCUAUUGAAUUAAGUAAGUUUAUGUAAUGGUCUUGUUCUGUUCAUAUUAAUUUGGAGGUAAUGUAUAAAUAUUAUGGGAAAUAUCAAAAUUUUAUUUUGAAAUUUAUAUGGUCAGACUAAAAAAGUCAUAUAUGAUGAUUUUAUUGCUCCCUCUUCUGAAAUGAUGAAGACUAACACACGUCUGAUAGAGUUACAUACAAAACCGCCCUCCCCUUUUCUAAUCUGAUCUCUAAUCAUGUUUAUAUUUCCAUUAAUUAGCUCCAUUUCAAUGUAUAAAGUCUUCAAAACCACACGAAGCUAGUUAAGUCAGGUCCUCAAGAAGAAUAAGUCUUAUUAUAUUACAAACAGUUCUAUUUUUGUGUGUCUGGCUAUGCAAAUGUUUUAAUUUGUAUAUAAUUGUCCUAUACCGUUCUACUCAUUUGGACUGCAUUCAUAUUAAUUUGAAUGUAAUUUAAUUAUGAGAAACAUCCGUUUUAUUUUAAGAUUGUGUGGCAAGACCCAUUUUAACAUUGACAGUCAUGGCAUUAAAAAAAUCAUCUAUUGUCACUAUUGUAGUUCUUUUAAGACCUAACAUAAAGUUAAAUGAUGAUCACAUUGCUCCCUCUUCUGAAUUGAUGAAGACUGGCAUGUGUCUGAUAUUUUAUUAUUUAAACCACUCUCAAUCAUCUAAAUCCUAUUCUUGCAUUUCAUUAUAAAGUUCUUUAAACACAUAUUUGCUAUAAGACCAAUGUUUACCAAAGUGUGGUGUACAACCCACACGUAGGAAAUCUGAAAAUGAUAGAAGACAUUUUAGGGGGGGGGGGCUAAAAAAAGAGCUACAUAUUCUUUUUAACAGCACAUUAGCUAUAGUCCGUAGUAAAUGUAUCUCAUGUUCUAAAGAGUAAACGCUCCUUUCUAUUACUUAAGAUCUAACGUAUUUGAGUUGAGUAUUAGUUAAAGAUUUAGCUUUACCUAGCACUUACAAUUAAAUAUAGUAUGGUCUGCAGAUUCAUUGGUUUAUUAUAAUAUGAACAGCGUUUUUUUUUUUUUAUAGUAAAAAUAGUGCAUUGUUUAUAUAUAGGUUACUGCCGACUGACACGGUGUGUUUCGUGUCGAGAUUGUGUGUGUAGCUUUUCCAUCAGGCUGCUCUGCUUUGUUAGGAAUUUUCCAUGCUUCCUGCUAAUUUUUUAACGAUUCAAUGAUUAGUCACGGUUGAAAAGCUUCUGUUUCUCAUGACACCCCACUGAAAGCGUGCUUUGUAUUGAGACUUUGACACGUGAAAAAUAAUUGACACAUGCAACUAAUUGAAACCCUCCAUAAAAUGCCUUCAUUGUGUUCUCAUACCUCUCUUUAUAAGACAUUAAAAGAUAGCAAUCACUUGAUGUCUUCCGAUAUCCUCAAUUAAGCAUAGCCCUUCAUGUGUUUGCUGUUUUGAUAAUAACUGCUUCCUUUUAGAAUUUUGUGUGUGUGAAGAAUGCAGUUUUGUCGCAAACAAGAGGUUAAAUCCGAACAUUGACUCCGACAUUCUCACCCUUUUAUUACUUAUUGUCUUUGCAGAUAGCUAUGCUGUUUUCUGUAUACUGCUAUAAGUUCAAAAGUCAUUCCAGGCCCCUUACACUUUUUGUGUGAUAGUUCUGUGGUUGAGACUUGGUGGUUUCUGAUAAAGAAACGCAAGACUUUUAAAAGUUUUUCACAGUAUUUUCGUGGGUCUUGUCCAAGGGGCAUCCUUUUUGACAUGGCUACGGCCCCUGUGAAAUACUAAUAGAAUCUGAUUUAAAGGCGUGGUUUCAACCUCUGAUUUGAUUGAGGUGUUCGCUUGACUUUUCAUUGGGACUUAAUGAAAUAUUGUACGUUAUUUGUUGUCAUUUGAUCAUCUUUCUUCUCCUAAUAAAUUAUUGAAACAUUUCUGCUGUGUAGACCAAUUAAGUUAACCAGUAUUACAUUUUAGUUACAUUUUUUUACCUGAUUUUAAAAACAAUAAUUAGAUGUGUAUGAUUUCAUUUAUCAGCUGCACUCAAGAUUAGAUACUGUUGAUACAGAUUAAAAUUAAUAUAGGGAAUAGCAUCAGUUUGUGUUUGCUUUGUGGAAAUUCUUAAAAAUACAUAAUGAAUCAAAGAUAGAUUAAUGGAUGAAUAUUGGUUUAUAAUUUUAUGUGUAUAAAAAUUUCCCCGCCCUUCCCAAGUAAAUAACUUGGGGUUUGUCCAAAAUGUCAUACACCAGGAGAGUUUGUUUGAGGUAUUUUCAUUUUAUUUAAUGGCUGAAGGGGAUUUGAUAACCUUUAAUAUGUUCUAUGGUUACACACUACUCAUGUCUUUGUUAAGAAGAUACCAAUUUCAUCACUUAACCGCACUUAAGGGAGCAUAUGUAAAUCUUCACAUUUGCACAAUAUAUGUUGCAUUUUAAAAAUUUUACCUAUAUAUAUUGGUUAACUGAAAUAUAAUGGAAAUGUUUCCAGUAUAUUAACAUUCAGUGCUAUUACUUACCAGAACCUGAUCUUCUCUAGCAGCUAUACUUACCUUCUUUAAUAUCAAACCACAUUACUCUGUAUUUAAAAUCAGUUGACCUAUAAAACUGCACACAAAAACAUUAUUACUAGGAAAAUACUACUUUUUUCUAGCUGUAAGGUAUAGCUCAAUGUGUAUAUGACAUUUUGUGUAGAUUGAUUUAACAAUAAUUUGUACAUGCUACUGAGGAAUUUUAAUUUGGUUUUAAUAGUUUAUUGCUCAUGAAUCUUUAAUUAUGAAGAAACUGUAUAGUAAUUUAAGCAUAAACUAGUUGAACGUGUAAAUUGGGACACCACAAAGCAUAUGGUAGGAUACACAAGUAUUUGAGUGUAGAAAUGUGUUGGUAUAUUUUCUAAUGACAAGUGUCUUAUUUCACCUAUUAAGGCAUCACAUUCUUAUACUAGUUACACAAUUCAUUCAGAUGUGUGUGUUGCUUUAUUGGUUGUUGAAUCAUGGCAGGUUUGUUAUGCCUCACUUUCCUGUGGCAAUCAAUGCCCACUAGAAUUCUUUCGGUGUGCUCAAAGAUGACAUUUAAUAUUUAUAUUUCAGAGGAAAUCAAUGGGCAAACACUGGUGAAAUUGUAAUUUACUUAGCAAACAGCUAGGUCGUGUAUUGAUCAAUCUUGUUGUGUGCCUGUCUCAUCCAAGGUAUCUUGGAAUCCGCUGGUGUUGUUUAUAAAGACUCAUUGAUUUAAACAUGACAGGUUUUCCCCCCAUUUACCUUAGGCAGACAUAAUGCAGAGUGAGUGGUUAUAGUAAAUUAAUAUUCAUAUAAAUGACCUCUUUGACCACCUGUGUUAAGUUCUGUGGCAUGAGUGGAGUGCUUAGUAUCUCAUUUUAAUGUAAGUACUUUCGUUCUGUUGUCUUGUAAGCUAUCAGUCUAGAUGGUGUGCCAUUCAUCUUAAGUAAAUCCUACAAUAUAAGCAGGUAGGACAUGUCAUUGGCUAUUUUUCUUAUUGACAUUUUUGUAGUUGUGGCGGAAAGUGUUCUCUUUGUAAGCUUAUGACUUCUUAAUUUAUUGUUGCACUAAAUCUUUACUGGUUAUAAAUAGCUUCUGGUUCGCAUGAAUAGGUCACACUCAUUAACUAUUGUUAAAUCCAAUGUGUUUUACACUACCCGAUAAAGCCUAGCCCUAACACUCUCCAUGAAAGCUUGAAAAAAAGCUUUAAAAAUCUAUAUUAUUGUUAUAUUUUUACAAUAUAAUUGUGAGUAUGGAAGUACUAGACUUCAUUGCACACUGCAGUUUAUGUUUCAUGUGACAUUGUGGAUUCUUUCAUUUUUUCAGCUAUGAAAUAUCUGAUAUAAAAAUGAGACUCUCUUCACUUUUACUUUAUGUUCUAUAAUUAGUAGCUGGUGCAGUUGAGCUUUAUAAAGAGAAUUCAAAAUGUAUGACAUUAUUUACCAAACAAGAUAAAUCUGUUACCUCCUCCUGAUUAAGAAAUCACUUGUAGCCAUACUUAUAAGACCACCUGAUUCCGAAUAGACAGAUCUACAUAUACAAAAUUAUGUGCUUUUAAGAUUUAAUAAAUAGAUCAAGUACAUUAAAAUAAUAUUUAAACAUUCCUUUUACAUUGAUGUACAAUUUAGAACUACCCACCUAGGCAUACAUAUGUCUUAUACAAAUUAAAAUAAUUUAUUGUAAAUUUCCUGUUAACAAAAACCGAGUGGAUAUGUCUCAUUAACAAAAACCUAGUGGAUAUGUCUCAUUAACAAAAACCUAGUGGAUAUGUCUUAUUGCAAAUAGUAGGUGGAAACCGCUAUUUAUUGUUUUAGAAAUUAAUAUUGAAUUAUGGCAGCAAUGGUUUAAAUUUAAAUGUAUAUGAUUUUGUGAAGUCUUGCAUUUGUCGAUAUCCCUUGCACCCAGAAAAAAAAUAUCCUUAUUGGACCAAAAACAUUUAACCCUUAUGACAUACUUUUAGCAGUGACAAGGAUUACCCAGUAAAGCAUAUCAUACUUGAUACCUGUUCGGUUUAUCCUUACUUUGUACAGUUUUUAUACGUUUGUCGAGGUUUAUGGCCGUAAUGCUUAUUUUGGUACAGAUUUUCACUGGAUUUAGAAAAAAAAAUGUUUUGUACAAGACACGAGGUCAAAACUGGUAUAGCAAUAAAUUCAAAGUUGAACAAGCUUUUCUUUGAUAUCAUUCGUUAAAAACCAAGGCAGGGUCAUACAAUAAUAACUACGAGUUGUAAGACAUAUUUAAAAAUCCGUUUUUGCAAUUCUAAUUUAAAAAAAACCCUGAAAUGUUAGUAAGUGCUCUUUUAAUAUCAAUCAAUGACACGCAUUGUUCCAAUUUAUUUCAACGGUACGGCCUAAUGCCUCUGAUUUCAACACUCUUGGAACGCUGCUUCCUGCGGUAGGAAAAAAAUGAUAUUGGAAUCUGCAAAGGAAGCCAGAAAAGAGUUCAAUGGUCUGUACAUUUUUCUAAAGACAUCUGAACUAUUUUGAAAAGACAAAAGGUUGGACGGACAAAGUUCUAGAUCUAUCUAAUAGUAAUAUAUAACAUUUGACGAUUUGUAUAAUAUAAUAUUGUAAAUAAUCCAUUUGACGAUUUGACAAUGGAGGAAAUGAUUAUUACAUUAUUACGGUAGUUUAAUUGAAACAGUUUUUCAAACUUUUUUUAAAAUUCACUGACUACUUGCAUAAUGUCUUCAGGGCACACAACCACUUGAUUUGCUAACAACACAUUUAACAUAAGAGUUGGCUGCUAGAAGACAUUCACUGUUUAGGUCAUCAUAAGUUUUAAGUUUCAACGCAGUUUUGAUGAUUCUGAUAGAGAAGUUUUUUUAAUCAUACGCGUACACAUUCACAUUAUAAAGACAUGGAUGAACUGAACCGUACUGAACCCCUCUAAAGUCUAAAGUACGUAUUUGGCAUUUAUAUAAUUUGGUUCUGACAACGCUUUGAUAACGACUAAUAGUAAUAGUAAUUCUGCUGAUGGAUAUAAAAUCGUAUUGAUAGUUUCUAUUAGCAUUAUCAUAGAUGGUCAUGCUUUGUCAACUUUAUGAAGAUAUCCAUUUUUGACUUGGUGGUGAUGAUAUCCAUUUGUCCAUUAUAUCACUGUCCAAUACUGAUGAUUAUUUACUUGGCUGUACAUGGCUGCGGUUUACCGGUAAAAAGAUGUUUCCAAUGAACUGCUGUCCAAAAAUUUCAAUAUGGCGCAUUUACCCGUGGACCCGUUGUUAACGUGGUCUACAGCUUUCAACAUGGCCGCCAAUGAACGGACAAUCACAACUUGCACGAGUCGAUAGACACUGCCCUGCAUCCGCCAUUGCUGGUCCCUGAAUUAGCCCCGAAGCCCAGAUUCGUGCAAAAUGGCCGUCCAGAACACUACACCGCCAGUAUGAAAAGCUUUUUCAUAGAACGUGGAGUAUUGAUUUUUCCUUCAAUUCCCCCCCCCCCUCCCUCCCCCCCUUCCCUCCCCGGUCUCUCCCUUCGUUCUAUUCUGUAAUUUUGAAUACAUGAUCAGGUUGAAUAGAAGCUAAAGAGGAAAAGAGAAGCACAGAAGGAGUAACCGGAUUCAGCCAGCUAAGAGUUUGCUUGUCUAGCUUGUUAGAGNCCCUUUCCCCCCUCAAUCCCUCCGAUCCCCCCCCGCCUAUUCUUCCCCCCCCCCCCCCAGAAGAAACACGCUGGCAGGCCAUAGUGAGCGAUCGACGUGGGAAGUUACAGGCUAAUGACUGUGAGGGGGUGGGGAGGUCCGGGUCGGAGGCCUGGUGGAAAACGAAAUCAGUGUUCGGUUCAUAAGUUAGGAGUGGGGAUGAGGCUGUGGUAGGGGAGAUUUGUGGUAGUGCUGGGGAGGGCCUAGCUUCUCACUGCGACGUCUUCUUACAAACCCCCCUCCCAACGCUUUCCCAUUACAACAGCAUAGCCAGGCGACGGUCAGACAGGAAAGGCAUAAUUAGGUGGUCACCAUGACAACGUGUGAUUAAUGGGUGGUUUUCACUCACCUCCACCACCAUUCUUUUCAUAAUUUAUUUUUUAAAAGUGUUUUUAACAAGUAUACUUACUCCUGAAUUUGCGCCUAGCAAAAAGUACCUUUGAUCACAAAAAAAUUCAACGUAACUGGCUGAAGAAGUGUGAGGGGAAAGAGCUUUGAAACUUGUAAUGCUCACAUGUUAUACAAGUAAAACUUAAAUGUGUAUUUCCGAAUGCGACUGGCUGGAUAAAUGUAAAAGAGGGUGUCGGUAGCUUGAAUGUUAAAUUCAAUCCUGUGAUCAGCUCUCGUCGUUCAUUGUGAUUGCUUGUUGUAAGCGCUUGUUGUGUAAGGCAAGCCCAGACCGAUACCUUUCCCCUCAUACCAAACGCUUGGCUUCUCUCGCAUGCCUUACCCUUUCGUUUAGACUGCUUUGCCUACCGUAUCUCAAUUGAUUGGGCGGGCCGGGCUAGUGGAGGGCACAACAUGUGAGGAUGAGUCAUGCCACACAUUCACUAUACCAGAGGCCUGUUCGAGCUUAAAGCAGAAUGCUAUCUGACCUGUGCACUUAUUGUCUGGCUUGGAGCGGAAGCGUACCAUCUCCUUAACCAAAUAACGAUAACUUAACAUACAUUUGAAUAAGUUGAUACUAAAUAGCAUGUGUCAACGUGACAGCGGUCCCUCUGUUUAUUUGACCUGGUUGUUCUUUACAACACUCUUUAAACACAUUUUACGGGUUUGUUUUUUUGCUCAGUUACUCUUAGGGUAGCUUAAUAAAGUGACUUUCAAAAGUUUUUUCUCAAUAGGUCACUUCGAAAAGCUUUUAUUGGGUACUAUUAGUGCGCUCUUUCAUCGCUUGUAAUUUCCGAUGUGUUAUUGUUGGCUGUCUUCCCAUGUGUUGUACAGUUUUAAAAAGUACAGUCAGUCCUUGUACUGUACCAUGUAAUGUUUGUGCGGCUGCUAUCUUAGGCUGUUAACUGGUGAACGUCGCCUUAUCCAGUAUCGUGUUCAGAGAAGGGCUGAAGGAGGUCGGUCGAGUGGAGAGGCGAGGGUCAUUGUGCUUGCUCUUACUAGAGCCCUGUGCUUAGUUUUAGUAGCACGGUAUAGCGUUUGCCUGGCGACCGCCCGAACGGAUGACUAGUUCGAAUGCCUGAAGUGGCGUGUAAACGUCAUCCUCUUAUCCCGGCAGUGGUCAUGUUUACGCUUGGGGGGGGGGGGGGCCCCACCCACACACUCUUCUCACUCCACAAGCAUAAUGGCUUGUGUGUUCCCGUCGUCCUUGUACCAGUUACAGCAGCCUGAAAACAGCAAGUCAUGCCCUGAGUGAAUGCCUGCCUUAGACGGAGUUGUUUUUACUAUCUCACACUGAGCGGGAAAGUCAAAUAAUUAGAAUGUCGUUAUAUUUUUAAGGCAUGGCACAUUUUCACAGAGGUCAGGAUAAAACUAUAGUUCAGUAAUCCAUUUUAAAAAAAAAUUGUGUUCCGUUUGCCACAGAGGGCCGGAUAACAGACACAAUUACGUGCGCGGGCCGAAUAAUCCUUCUGUACAAUGCUUGCAAGCCAGAAAGAAAGCUCUGGGGGAAAAAGACGAAAAACAAAGUUUAGUAUUCCAUGUACGAGUGUCGUGCAAUGCACAAAACUCUCAAUUCUGUCAAGAACUAAAAAUCUCUCCAGGCGGAGCUACCACGUGCCGGGGAAGAACUUGGGAUGGCGCGAAAUAAGCAAACAUUACACAAAACUAUUAACAAGAAAAUCUAGAUAAAAUAUUGAAAAUUGUAAAUUUAAGGCGCACAGCCUCCAGGAGGUCUCCGCACGUGUCAAGAUCUCCUAGUAUUCUAAACAUGAUAUUUAAAUUGUAUCACAACGUCUUGUGUUCCAUGUGUUUUAUCAAUCAAAUUCAAGUACCGUCGGCGGGCCUUAGGAACUGACGUGGUGGAGCGUCGUUUGGUGACCCCUGGUCUAUGGCUCGGGAAUACCUAGGCCUAUUCUUUCAAGUAUAAAAAAAUCGUAAUCACGGCUUAUUAGCUAGUCAGGUGAAUAAGCAAAUAACACAUAUCUUGAGCCCUUUAUAAUAGAUUUGGUGCGUGUAUCAUAUAUUUUGUGCUCGGAUAUCAGCAUCAUUACUGAAAUGUGAGCGGGUCAUUACAUUCCUCACAUAGGAUAAGGAACGAAAGCUCUACAUCAGGGGUCUGCAACCUACAUGGCACUCUGACCGAUCUUCAGUUGCACCGGGAAGACAAAACUAAUUAAUCACUAAAUAUGCGCCUUUUUAAGGUUGUUGGCACGCCAUACAAAUUGUAAAUCUAUUUUGGCACAAUAUUACUAAAAGAUUGCAGACUCCUGCUCUAGUGCAUUAUUAUUAUGUAAGGAGUAGAGGAGUGGUUCUUAAACCAUCACCGAUUUCGCUCUUUGAUUUCAAACUUUUCCCACACCCCAUCUCAUUUUCACAACAUUUCCCGCACACCCCGCCCCAAGAGAUUAAAAAAAAUAUAAUAAAAUGCAAAUAAACCUGAUUUUUCUGGAUCUUCUCGCCACCCACUGUCACUGCCCCUCUCCUCCAAUAGGCGGCGGCACCCCUGUUAAAAAGGUGUCCAAGGGCGAAUCAUUACUAGAUUAGAUGUCUUAACUCACUACAAUGGAACAUAAUAUAUUUAUUAAGAUGUGUAAUGUUCUCCUGGUUCGCAAAAAAUAAAGGCAAAAACUGUCGAAAAGUUUUAAAUAGGACGAACCGCUAUACUCCUAUCGUGUGAGUAGAUUUUGUCUGAAGCGCGACUCGUCCCAAUCCCCCAAGGAAAAUCGAUGAAACUGACAUCAGCAACCAAAAUACCGAAACAUUUCCUUCUUUCCUGGCAUCACGUGGAAGCCUUUAAACCGGCAGUAAACAUAUCAAUCCAACGUUUUCAUUCAUUCCCUUUGGUCCUUUGCGUUUAUUUUGUUGUCAAUCCUAAACAUGCAGAUGUGCCUUACACCAGCUUGUCUCAUCUACCGAGAAAAAAAACACAUAAAUACACGAAAUCUAUGCGUACUGUUAAACAUUUGAAUGUGCGUAAUAUUGCUUUAUAAUUCCACAUUUAUUACCACCAGCUACCACCACCUUAUGCAACUUGUGAUUUUUCAGCCAACGGUAUUUUUAAUGCAAUUUUUUUGUUUUGGUAGCUUGGUGGAAUAUCCGGAAAAUGACGCGAAAAUAUCUGCAUGCAGAGACAACCACCUCAUUUUUAUCGAAACCCCCCCCCCCCCUCCCCUAUUUCUUUUUUUUAAAACCCCCCCCCCCCCCUCCUCUAUUUCUUGUCUUUACAGUACAGGCACACGCCGUAUUUUCUCUACUUACCACUGGUACCGUCCCGUUUUUCUAAGUUUAGAAGAGUGAAAACUUUAAAUAAAUAGCCAGCCCCAAUAUUCAGACCGGGUGGGGAGUUACAGACUUGACUGCGAGGGGGUGGGGAGGAAAUUGCCUUGAUGUCUUCCUAACUAGACAUGUUUAAAAAAAUAUGGAGCUGUCUAAUUUUAGCAUGUUCCAGGAGAAUGCAAUGUAUAAGCAGCAUCGAAUGUGCAUUAGACACCCAUAAUACUAAGACUUAACAUUAUAUACCUUUCUCAACUCGCCUCGCGCCACUGUUCAAUUAGGUCAGGCUCUCAUCAUAUCUAUCCCACAACCAACGCAUGGGAUUAUUAUCUAGGGAAGUAUUUUCUCCACAUCAUGGUGAUUUAAUUUUGGGUUUCAUCUCAUCUGAUGUACUAUUUAUUUAAACCAGUUAUAGUACUUGAAUUCUGGAUUAAAACAAAAUAUCCGUCUUACUAACAUUAAAAAAAAAAAGAGAGAGUUGCACAGCAUUAUAAACAGUUUCUAAUAACUAGUAAAAUAACUACAUUCUUCUAUUAUUUAAAUUGAAAUACAAGGAUAAUAAUAGAACUUUAAAAAAAACUUUUGGCUUAACAUGAAGUAAAAUGAUCAGGAAGAAAUUUUGAGAGAAAUUAAGUGCUCUGAAUAUGAAAAACUUUUUACUCAUUAUCAUUUUUUUUGCCAUUGUAUUUUUUUUUAGGUACGGAAAGAUUCAAAGUGUCAAACUUCAGGCAGCCAAAGACAAUGACUCGGGCAGCACUGCAACGGUGGCCUUCAACGAUAUCAAAUCAGCUGCCAAAGCCCAUCAUGCCAAAAACAGCUUGGGAGAGGUGACAUUGAGAACUGACUACUGGGAAGGCUCCACCAGCACCCCAGUUAUAGCGCCGGCACCUGUGGCUACUUCUAACGCUGUCCGCAGUGCCAUCUACACUACUGUUGUUACAACAGCCCCAACCAGGCCUGUGUCAGCAUUCCCCAACUGGACUAAAGGGUGAGAACAUGCUCUGUAAUAAUAACAUGUAUAGAUACUAGAUACUUUCAUUUUCAAACCCAUAAUCUCCUGUUCUCCCAAAGCUUUGCUUAUGUGUGGUAGUUUAUCUGUUUAGUCGAGAUUACACACUUAGUUCCUAUGUGGUAGAUGCAGAAAAGGCAGUUUGAUCCAUCCUGCUCAUAUGGGCUUUUUAUUGAUAUAGUCAAAUAUCCUUUCCUGGUGUGAUAGGAUGGGGUAAUUACUCUAAGUCAUGAUACUCUGAUGAGCAUGAGGAGUUGUAAGGAUAUGUCAGGGAUACACAAUUUUCUCCCUGCAACAACUAAAACAUAUAUUUUAAAAAAUAUUUUAAAUACAAUAAUGUGUAUGUAAAUCCCAAGCUUUCAGAACAAAUCAAUACAAGAUAAUAGAACACAAAAUUUGUAAAUGGUCUCCUUCCAAUGCAGCCACAAUUUUCAACCAGUGUGUCUAUGGGUCAUAGGCAUCCCAAGUUUUUUAACAUGAAUUAAUAAUUUGAUUCUAAAAAUGUGUGGGUGUGUCAUUUUACCAGCAAAGUGUAGGGUUACUUGAGGUAAGAAGGCACAUGUAAUACAAUCGUCUAAUACAAAUAUUUUUUCACCAUGAUACUGGGUUGUAAGGAUUAUAAUAAUAUGAAUAUUUUUGCAAUGAUGAUUUAAAUGAAAACAGCUUCUAUAAAUGUUUGUAUAAUCACCAACCACAGCAGCCAGUAUAUAUACACUCCACAUGUUGCCUAUUAGACCUUGCAUUUUUUACCAAAAUAAUCAGGGAGUAAGAACCAACAAAAGCACUGAAACUUCACUGAGUAUGAUUGCAAACUUAGCCGCCUUCAUGCUUCCUUAAAAUCUGUCCUGUUUUGCUCUAGUUUGCACAUACCAGGCUAACUGGUUUGUUUUAUUUACUCACAUACUGAUUUUGAAUAUAUUUUGUAAUGACAGCUCCUACAGUUUUGUUUUUUCAGGGUUGGUUUAUUAGUUAGCUCCAUUUUUCUUCUUCUUUUGGAUUAUUAGUUUCCUGCAACUUGACUGGAAAUUGCUAAUUUGGUGUAGACCUUUUGGUUUUUAUUUAAUUUUAUUUUUGUGUUUUCCUGGAGUUCAUUUUGGGAUUUCCUUUUCCCACUAUCAAACUGGAGUAUAUUUACAACAGACCAAGAUCUUGUGGAAUACACCCUCAUAAUCAGCCUAAAUGGAUAACAAAUUUUGGAUACCUACAUUCCUGUUGGAUUAUAUACAUUUGGAGUACAUACGUUUGUUACCUCUUGGAUAUAUGUCUGGGAUACCUAAACUGGAGUACAAUAAAAUAAAUUGAAAAGCUACCUCUGUGGAUUAAUGGAUAUAACACAUUUAAAUAACAUAAGGCUUGAUGACCCCUGUGGAUAACUGUUGGUGUAUUUGAGUGUUUGAAAAUGGAUACCAAUGUUACAUGUCUUUCUCAGACUAAAUCGGUGGAUGCCAAUUUUCUUUGUGAAUGUUGUUGGUAAAGCUUAGUUGAUUCAUGUUUAAAGGUUAUUUUAGUUUAUAGUUGUUCUAUAAUUUGAAGAAUUACUUAUCUGUCUUAUUAUGUAAUUAUUUUUUGGGUUCAGCACUUUUUAGGUUUAAAAAAAGAGUACAUAUUCUUAGAAAUUCAAAUAUAAUAAAUAAAUAUAUAUAUAUAUAUAUAUAUAUAUAUAUAUAUAUAUACAUAUAUAUAUAUAUAUAUAUAUAUAUAGAGAAUAUAUAUAUAAAAUAUAAAUAUAAAAAAAAAACACACUUUCAGCACUUUUUAUGUUUAAAAAAAGAGUACAUAUUCUUAGAAAUUCAAAUAUAAUAAAUAAAUAUAUAUAUAUAUAUAUAUAUAUAUAUAUAUAUACACAUAUAUAUAUAUAUACAUAUAUAUAAAGAGUAUAAAUGUAACAUUUGAAUUUCAACAAAAACCACACUAGCAAUGCCCAUAAUAGGUCACGUAAAAAUACAUUAGAAGUUAUGAAAUCAAUUACAGUAAGAAUGUUCUAGAUGCUGCUGUUAAUGGUAGCUCUGAUGACAGAAGUAGCCCUUAAGGUUAUUUAAAAAGAAAUGGGUUUAAAAAUUUUUUUUGUAAAGAAUUUUUGUCUUCAAGUCCAAGUAUCAUUUUAAAAUAUAUUUUCACUGGGAUACUCAAGGUUGUUAAAGACUAAUUAGAACCUACAUGAAAAGUGUUUCCAAUUAUUUUAAAUAAGUGUUGAAAAUUAAAUACCAUGCUCUGUUACAAAUAGAAUUUUGAUUAUAUUAGAAUUUGAGCUGGUAACAAGGGAUAUGUUUUAGAGCUUAAUGAUGCACAUUUUUGUGUGUCCUUAACCAGGCAAACACCUAUGCAGUAUGACAUGUUAGUGGGACAUGCUUUCAUCAAUAAAUGUCACUUAGCAGGGUAUUCUCAAAACUAUUUACAAGUGACUCAAAUUUGAACUAAGUCCCGUCUAAAAAAAUAUUUUCGGUUUUCAGUUGAUUAAAAUACCCUUUAUUUACUAGCAGCUGUAGAGACUUUACUUUUUGCUCCUCUGCAAAGCACGCACAUAAUCAGUAAUUAAAAGUAUAUUAUUGAACUGUUAAAACAGGCAGGACUAAUCUCCAUUUUCAUUUUAAGAAUAUUAUUUGUAAAUGAAAUCCUAGUUUACUUUAUUUGUUUCUAAAAGAGAACUUUUCUAAGUAAAAUAUUGUCACUACUUAUUUUACUUGAAAUGUGGAACCAUUCUCUUCAUUAUUAAGUAUAAAAUGGUUCCACAUUUCUAGCACACUAUUAUUCCUUAACAACCUUAUUCACUGGUGUAUAUGGAUUUAUUGAAACUUGUUAUUUACCUUCUGUAUUUUGUUAACCAUUCAGCCUUCUACUGUAAUCAUCAGAUGAUACCUCUGAAGCUCGUUUAUAACCAGUAUUGAAACCAUUGUCAAUGUCUUAACAGUUUGAUCUCACAACUAACUAUCUCUUUGUUUAGAGCAGUGAAUUUCUUUCCCAUGAAUUUCUGACCGAUACGCUUGUUCUUUCAAAGUUUGAUGUAUAACAUCCAAAUCUUGAAUCACAACAAUCUAUGCAAUGCGUCUUAAAAUCAUUGACUUGAGUUUACAGUCACAUACCCGUAUACCCAAAUAUAAUAUUUUUAUUUUGCAGUCAUCACUUUGUUCCAAGCAAUUAGAACAGGGAUUUUGUUACUUUUAAAAAAAAAAAUUUCAUGGGCCCAGUCAGUCAGAUGAAGAAGGACCCGUAUCUUUGAAUAAAGUUUUUAAAUGCACAAAAUCAAUUUACAGAUAAAAUGCAGCUCGCGGACCCUCUGACACAUUUUCUACGGCUCCUCAAGGGGGUCCUUGGACAACUGAUUAAGAUCCCCCCCCCCUUUUUUUUUAGAGCAUAACUGUCUUGGUAUGUUAAAGUACACAUUGCGAUGGGUUAAAGAUUGUAUCCGUAACAACGUAAGUGUGACACGUUUGUGUAAUUUGACCCAUUGAGACCAACACAAACGACAAGAACUCUCGUUGGAGAAUUCAAUAGUCGUGUUGUACCUUGUUGCCAUGUGGCUUACAGGAAGUGCGCCGACUUUUGCAUAAAGGUCAAAGAAAUACAAAAGUUCAGGGCUAGUAAAUGCAUACACCAAUAAUGUGAAUGUUGGUUGAUUUUAUUGUGCGUAUACCUAAUACACGUGCAUCUCGUUGCUCCGAUGCUUCAUUACUGAAAAGUGUAAUUGCUUGACAGCUGAAGUUUGUUGUGUGUAAAGAAACAUAAAAGUUCAGGGCUAGUAAGUAAAUGCAUAUGUAAAUAGUGUGAAUGUUGGUUGUUUUCACUGUCUAUACACCUAAUACACGUGCAUCUCAUUGCUCCGAUGCGUCAUUAGUGAAAAGUGUAAUUGCUUGGCAGCUAAAGUUUGUCGUGUGUUCAGGCAUGUGACAAACAAGAAAUGAACACUAAAUCCAAAACACUAUUGUUUUCGGACAAAGCUUAAAUUUAAACGUGAAUGAAUUUAACCAUGGCCGGGUAUUUUUUAUAUUAUUAUUAUCCGUUUAAUCUUUCAUGGGACUAUUCGCGGGUAGCAUUGUAAAAAGCAAAGACGUGUGAAACGGAACAAUGAAAUUAUAGCAUUAAAAUUCUAAUCCUUAACAUUGAUUUGGCCCUGUGACGUUCAGUCAUUAAUGGAAAAUGGAAAUGUUUUUUUUUUUAAAAGCAAUCUGGCCCAUGGUACGUUUCUUUGAAUAAUAUUUCAAGCUGACAACCAUUAUUAUGGGACGCACUGUGUAGCAGGCUGAAAGCAACCAUUGUUGCUGUGGUGCCGUGCACGUGUUGCUUUGAAUACUAACCUAAUUAACCAACUCCAGAAUAUGACAUAGAUUUGAUCCAAUGUUGCUUUAGCUUUUUAUUAAAAUCUUAAAGGAAUUAUCAACGAUUACAUAAGAAGUAUACAUAUUUUCUAGCAAUAAAAACAUAUUAAUCUGGCAGUAUUUAAGUUCAGAAUGUUCCAUAUUACAGUUAAGCACCGCCAUUUUUUACAAUAAGAAAUGAAAACGGUUAGUCCUGAUACAUUUACUAACUUAAGGUGUUCGUUUUAAAGUGUGUAAUCACGUUCUACUUUAUGUAGCACACGAAAGUUAUUUGCGACCACUUAAUUCUUUCAGGAGUCUUGCAGAUAGGCUAUCGUUUGGGGAAAGUGGCCAAAAUUUGAGCCCUGCCCGACCCCCACGUCACAAAGAAAGGCUAAGAAAGUAGGGAGGAGAGUUGCGUAAUGGAAGGUUAACAUAUUAUUAUGAUGUCUCAGGACAACGGAAACAUGUUUAAUGCGGUUAUCGCCAUACUUAGUUGGGGGUUAUGGGUCUUUUGGGUAAAAAAUGAGUUAAAACUUACUGUAAUCAGUUAAACACAAAAUCCUAUUUAAUGGGUUCAUAUGAAGUAACGACCACAGCCUUUAAACGAUUACUUGAUAGCACGAAGAGGCUUGUACACGUUUAAUCCCCUGUGUUACCGAAGCCCGGGCUUCUUUGGAUGUUUGUGACAGGUAUUAUGGAAGUACUUUUUACAGAGCUGUCAUUGAUGACACCUCAGUGGGGCUUCCAAUUAUAUAGCAAUCAGUGGAUGAUUUGCAGUUGUUUGUUUUGGUUAAUGUGAAGCUUAGGCUAAUGGAAAUACUGAGCCCAUUUAAAAGUAUUCUAUCGCGGGAAUUGAAAAGUCUUAUUACGGGACACCCGUUAGUGCCUUUUGUAACUUAACGUCAUCGAAAUACCGGAAUUUGUUGUUACCCCGAACUGUGGCAAAGAUAAGGAAAGUGCGCCAUUUCUAAUUUCUUGAGCAGUAUCGUUCUGUGUGGAGCGUUGAUGUUAAAAGUUGAUGAGGUUGAAAAAUGUAGUCAAGUGAGAAUACUUGACAAUACUUUGCCCGAGUUUUAAUUAUUUCAUCGUGUGUGAUUGUUUUUGUGUGUGUGUGGUGUGUGUGUGUGUGGGGGGGGGGGAAUAAUCUUAACUUUUUUUCUCUCACAUUGAUUGUCAAUUUCUGUUACAAAGUAUUUUCGUUAAUCAUCAAAGACUUACGAGUAAUUAUAUUUAAUAACAGGGCCGAAAUAUGAAAUCUCCGUUAAUCUUAGUUAAUGCCUCUAAAUGAAUUAUUAUGUCCAUUCCAUCUCUUGUCCACGAGAACGAUCAAUCAGCUCUGCAGUCUACGCCCAACACUAUUGGGCGAUCGCCGUAUCAGGCUUUGCGCAUGUUCUGGAAAGAAACAUAACGGAUUCCAGUCAGUGAACAGGUGUGAAUUUCCGCGGCAGCUAGGAAAGAGCAAGUAUGUUAUAGUCAAUCUCGUUAAAAAUGUAUCGGACUGACGUAAUCAGCCCCUAGUAUUAUAACAACAUAGGCCACCGGCCAUAGACCAAAGAGAAGACCAAUCGAUGCUCGAUAAGGAAAGAAAGAAAAGGCCAGGGGUGGGAGGCGAAUCACGUGACAUUUUUGUGCCCGUAAACAAGUUUGAAAAUCGAUGGUCGCCAUGAUUAGAUUCCCCAGGGUCGAUGUUGUUGUAAAAGUGAGAGUGUUGGAGAGUGUUGCUCGAAGCUGCAUGCAAUGUAAGAUUAGGGUUAUUUCAUUUUAUCACAUUUUCUAAAAAGUAGUUUGCGGCGACUGGCUUCUGUCAAACACUAGAUAAGUAGAAAGUAUAAAAAAGAAAUACUCAUUUUUUUUCUUUAAUUAAUCGUAGACCAAGCAUUUGGAAACUUUUGGGUCUAAGGCUGGGGUCUCAAACUCGUGGCCCGCGGGCCAUUUGCCCCCCGCAAGACGAUAUUUUGCGGCCCGAUGCCUGACAGCAUAGUUUAGUGUAAAUGCGGCCCGCACGUUGUCCCCAUUCUCAUAUCUAUAAUGUGACCCUCUAAUGUGAUCUCACCAACUAGUCUAAUUCUGAUUUUAUUAAGUUGGUAUAGGUUUGGACGUUGAUUAUAAUAGUAAAAACCGUUUUAAAAUUGGAAUAAAAGUUAUUUUAUAGCAAAAGUUAUAUUAUGAGAUAAAUAUGGCCAAAUUGCGGUUGUGAGAAAAGUUUAAACAGUAAUUAAUGCACAACCAUAAUUGUAUUAAUCGUAGCAAUCUGACACAGUAUUAAAGAAUCCCUAAUAAAAUUGCCGAUAGUUGUACGAGUGAGUGAAAUUCCGAGCCUGUCAGCUUGGUCACUUUCCAAAUAGGGUUAUUCAAAAAGUCCUUUUCUACGAUAGAAAAAUCAUUCUCCUUACAAUAGCAUUUUCCUUCGUAUCAAUAAUUCAUAAAUAUUGCCUGCUCCUGCCUACUGUUUGAACACGUCUUAGCCUUCAAAGCCUUCACGGGAAGAAUGGGGUGGUUGUUACUGUGCCAAGUGAUCCUAAAUGGCUCAUGGACUUGGCUGUUUUGUUGACAUUACACAGGAGCUGAAUGUACCCAACAAGAAGAUACAAGACCAGGGGCAGCUUGUCAGUGUGCCUAUGACAAUGUCAAGGCGCCCAUGACAAUGUCAGGGCAUUCUGCACAAAACGUGUGUUAUACUUCUCAGAGAAACCUCUGCCAUUUCCUAAUAUGCCAAGUACUCAUUGACUUGGGCACACCAUUCAGCAGUAAGUAUACUGAUGCCAUUGCAAAGCUACAGGAAGAAUUUGAGAACAUGUUCGCAGAAUUCAAAACACACGCGUCACUUUUCAAUUUUUUGCUGACCCUUUCUCUCUCAAUGUGGAAUAUGCCCCCAUCCCUCUGCUUUUCUGCGCUUCAAAUGGAGCUGAUUCAUCUUCAGUGCAAUUCUGAAUUCAAGGCUAAUUUCCGGGAGUUGAAUGGAAAAACGGACAAGCAUGGAGAAUUUAUGAGAGCUUUGCCCUCCACCUUCCCUGAGAUUUCCAGGCUGUUCAAGCGGAUCAUGUGCCUUUUUGGAAGUACAUAUCUGUGUAAACAGCUCUUUUCCACUAUAAACUUUAACAAGUCAAAGUUCAGGGCACAACGUACUGAUGAGCAUCUUCAAGCUAAACUGAGGGUCUCAGUUGCUUACUCACGCAAGCCAAAUGUUUCUCAGCUGUGUGAGAAGAAUGCUUCCAGGUCUCUGGCAGCAAGGAAUAGGAAGAAGAAAGUUAAGCCCAGUUCUUGAGAACCCUUAAUAUUUUUACGUGUUAUUGAUAAAGGUUGAGCAGAAGGAAACAGUUGUACUUUAUUGACUUUGUAAUCGCCUUUUUUGUGUGUGGAAUAUUCGAUGCGGCCCAGUCUCACCCAGACUCUACCUCCUGCGAUCCCCGGAUGAUUUCAGUUUGUAACCCCUGGUCUAAGGUCAGAAAUGACGUCAGAUUAAAUAUUUGUUGGCCAGGCUGACUCCAGAUAAAAAGAAAGGUGCAUUCUAGAUCAGUGCUCCGCAACCGUUUUCCUACCACGGAACACUUAGGCUGUUCCCAGUAUUUCGCGGCACACCGCAAGCAAAAACUAAUUAUUUAAUUCGUUUUUAUUUUUUAACUGUUUUUUUUUUUUGUUUUCUUGAUACUUUGACGUACGGGGGGGGGUGAGGUAAACAUUAAAAAAAAAUAGCUUGACAUAUUUAUAAACGGCCUCUGUGGCAUUUGACAGAUCUUAGGCUGUUCCCAGUAUUUCGCGGCACACCGCAAGUAAAAACUAAUUAUUUAAUUCGUUUUUAUUUUUUAACUGUUUUUUUUUUUUUGUUUGCUUGAUACUUUGACGUACGGGGGAGGGGGUGGUAAACAUUAAAAAAAAAUAGCGUGACGUAUUUAUAGACGGCCUCUGUGGCAUUUGACAGAUCAGCUAAUUACUGUUACAAUUAACAACGUGUUCUUAUUAAAUAGCUGACCUCACAAUAAACUCUUGGUUUUUCUCCACUUGACGCUCUAAUACCGCGACACACCGGUUGCGGAGCUCGGUACUAGAUGAAGGCAAAAAUCAUUUAUAUUAGCAUAGGGUUUCCCAACCUUUUUUAUAUUCUGUAUCCAUUACAAAAUUGUGUGACUAAGUCUCGUACCCGUUGCACUGGGCUUCCCCAACCAACCCGCCUGGCUGCCGUACGGUACGGUUACCGGAAAUUUGAUGGAAAGAAAUUUCGUCGACAGUGAAUUGAUCGACGGUAAUUUGAUCGAACGGAAAUUUGGUCGAAUCUUUUUUUCCGUUCGCACGUUGAAAUUUUCGUCAAAUUUCUUUUUGAACGCACUAUACUAUUUAGUAAAACAAAAUAAUUCGUUCAAAAAGAAAUUUGAUGCAAAAUUGUCACGUAAAAAUUGAAAAGAAGAUUCGACCAAAUUUCCGUUCGAUCAUAUUACCGUCGACCAAUUUACCGUCGACAAAAUUUCUUUCGAUCAAAUUUCCGGAUACGGUACGGUACACGGUAGCAGUGAUAAAUACAAAACUGUACAUUGAUUAUAUCAUUAGCCAACAGCUGGCCGGCACAUACUUCCCAUUCAAAUGGUAAAACGUUUACGUUUUUUUAAAAAUUGCUCUUCAUCUUAAGUGUUGCAUUGUUUUUUCCUCACUUUUUUUUCUUUCUUUUUUUCCCUUCUUUUCUUCCCCUUCUUUUUUUUUCUUCUCUUUUCCCCCACUAGAAAUAAGAUAUGUGCAGUGUGCAUAGGAAAUCAAAAUUAUAGUCCGGCCCACAACAGUGAACCCUACCCCUGUUUUAAAGGUUUGAGGAUCUCUUGCUACACACACACACACACACAGUCACUCGCACACACACAAAACCCAAUACAUUUUAAAAUUGGGGAAAAGUUCUUCAAUUUUUCAAAUAAAAUUACAAAGUUAACAGGAGAAAUUUGAAAUACCGUGACUUAUAAAAUACGUUGGUAAGAUGUUAAUGUUGAAUAAACAAAUUAUAAAAUAAAAAUUUGUAAAAUAAGUUGAAUGACAAUGCCUCCUCUUUUUGUAAAGUUUCCAUCUCAAUAGAAAAUACUUAAAGUUAUACGCUUGAGCUCUAGAAUGUCUUACUUUUUAGUGGCAAGUAGAUUUAAUAUCCUUUUUCGAGACACUCGUUUUAUGUUCAAAUUUUUAAUCGUAAUCUUGUAUUGAAAUUUUCCGUUAAGUAAAAUUUUCAAUUACAAUGUAGACUAAAUCAAGCGUUUUGCGGUCCUUUAAAUUUAAUGUUUACGGCGAGCUAUCACUACUAGCCACAUAAACGGCUUUGAAAUCAAACUCUCAAACUAUUACUGAAUUAAACUACAAUUGAUUUUUAAAAAAUCACUCCCUGCAGCCUGCAUAGCUGUAUAUUAGAAAUCUGUGCAUCAAUCUCCUUAGAACUUAUUUAUUUAGAAGUGACCAGCUAAAGGUUAAUGUGUUAAAAAAAAAUAAUAAUAAAGAAACCAUUUUAACCGAGUAAUAAAGUGUUCCGAUGUGUAUUCAUUGGAGAACCUUCCUCGACCCGAAUAAAAACACAGGGCUGGUGGCCGAGUUUUGUCCGCGGGCCAGAGUUUGUACACGCCAGCUGUGGACAACCUAUCUCGAAACUGCCGGCUUUAUUAUCUGUACAGACAGGCAACCACACUCGCCAACGCUGUAAAAUCACCACCAACAUACUUGGAGCUGCACAGUAGGGAAAUCCGUUAUUGAUUGUUCCUCGGCCUACCCCACCCUCCUUCCUAUUUUCCUUUAGACUCGACUUGGUGGAUUGCAUUGCCAAACUGGUGAUAUUAUUGGUGUGUUGUCUCUCUCUCUCUCUCUCUCUCUCUCUCCCCCCCCCCCCCCNCCCCGUUAUUUUUCUUAUUUCUCCUCAUUCUCCCGGGUCCGCGUUUCCCUUCCCUCGCAAGUGUUGAAUACUGUUAUUUAAUGUUCACCACUGCUAGAGAAGUUUUCCCUCUGAUCUUGAUGGCAUUCCAUGCCAUGAGUUUUAAUGUAUUCUCUAAGGCUAAACGAAAGGGAAUGUAUGGUGCAAACGACGACUUAAGUCGCCAUUGUUGUUUUACUUGUAAUAAUUUUAUAAUUGGGAAAUCUAGGCAAUAUUGGCAAAUAGUACGUUGUUGUAUAUGGAGAGAUAUUAACUUAAAUUUAUAUUUCAUUAGACCAUAUCUACCAGAUGUGAAACGGGAUUGAGGCCAUAAAGUUAGUCCAGAACAAGCUGUAGUAUCAGAAAGCUGUACGCUUUGUUUCAUGUUAUUUUUAUUUCCUCGCCUCAUGUCUGAAUAUUGUGGGUAUCGAUCAUCGUGUAUUAAGCUUAAUUCUUAACAGUGAAGUAUCUUUUUUUCCUCUUCUAUAUAUUAAGGGCCCACGAUCAAUUUAUUGAACAUUCUGGCUCCUAUGCAUGUAGAUGGGGACUUGCAAUGUUUUCGUGUCUGGUGUUGACGAGGAUAUUUCACUGGUUGCAAGGGCUACUCUGUGAUGGUAGGGCUGGAAGGCCUGAGGCAAUAGACGCAAAUGUGUCAAGUGUCGUCACCUCAAUUGUUCUUUUUAUUCUUGGCUAGUUGGGAACACUAAUCAUUUUGAAAUAAGCCAUAACAACACUUAAUGUCAUCUUAGAUUUAUAGUUAUGCCAAUUAGCUAUGACUGUUGAUCAGGUCCUCAAGGUUUUGAUUCCAAAAGCCAGUGCAAGGUUGUUACGUUUUUUCAUCAAACUCCCAAUGUAUGUAGUAUAGUAAUAACUUACGCUUUCUUUAAAAAUGGUAUUCUUUGAUUUAAUUUUUUUAUAUGGCUCUCUAAGACAUACAAAAAAGGCAUCGAAUGAAUAAAGAUUUUUCAGUUUCUUCUAUUUUGAUGUUUAUCAAAGAAGGGAAACAUUCAAGUGGCGCUAAAUAAAUGUUAAUAUUAAAAUAUAGUUUUAAUUAAUCGAGGCAUAAUUGGAAAAACUUAACGAAUCCAGUAAAAAUGAGGUGAUUUUUAUAAUAACUGAACUGCUUUAUGAUUAAGAAUGUAGAAUAAUGAACACUUUCAGUACUAUUAGUGUGUCGUAGAUAAUAUUAUCCUCGUACUAAAUGUAUACAUUUAUGCUAGAGUGCACGGCCAUACUAGUCGAUUGACAAUGUUAUAGGCAUGAGCAACUUUGAUCUCAUAUGUUAACUAUUCUUAUCUUAUCUUAUUCAUUUAAAUUAUUUUUGAACAUCAUAUGUGAUAGUUAGACUAGGCUAACCCUAAGAAUAUGGUUGUAAAGUAGACUAGGCUAACCCUAAGAAUAUGGUUGUAAAGCAGACUAGGCCAACCUUAAGAAUAUGGUUAUAAAGUAGACUAGGCUAACCCUAAGAAUAUGUUUGUAAAGUAGACUAGGCUAACGAUAAGAAUAUGGUUGUAAAGUAUUUCACUCUUCCUUAGACCAGGCUAACUGUUAGAAUAUGGUUGUAACGUAUUUCACUCUUCCUUAGACUAGGCUAACCCUAAGAAUAUGGUUGUAAAGUAGACUAGGCUAACCCUAAGAAUAUGAUAGUAAAGUAUUUCACUCUUCCUUAGACUAGGCUAACCCUAAGAAUAUGGUUGUAAAGUAGAUUAGGCUAACCCUAAGAAUAAGAUAGUAAAGUAUUUCACUCUUCCUUAGACUAGGCUAACCCUAAGAAUAUGGUUGUAAAGUAGACUAGGCUAACCCUAAGAAUAUGGUUGGAAAGUAGACUAGGCUAACCCUAAGAAUAUGGUUGUAAAGUAUUUCACUCUUCCUUAGACUAGGCUAACCCUAAGAAUAUGGUUGUAAAGUAGACUAGGCUAACCCUAAGAAUAUGAUUGUAAAGUAUUUCACUCUUCCUUAGACUAGGCUAACCCUAAGAAUAUGGUUGUAAAGUAGACUAGGCUAACCCUAAGAAUAUGGUUGUAAAGUAUUUCACUCUUCCUUAGACUAGGCUAACCCUAAGAAUAUGGUUGUAAAGUAGACUAGGCUAACCCUAAGAAUAUGAUUGUAAAGUAUUUCACUCUUCCUUAGACUAGGCUAACCCUAAGAAUAUGGUUGUAAAGUAGACUAGGCUAACCCUAAGAAUAUGGUUGUAAAGUAUUUCACUCUUCCUUAGACUAGGCUAACCCUAAGAAUAUGGUUGUAAAGUAGACCAGGCUAACCCUAAGAAUAUGGUUGUAAAGUAGACCAGGCUAACCCUAAGAAUAUGGUUGUAAAGUAGACCAGGCUAACCCUAAGAAUAUGGUUGUAAAGUAGACCAGGCUAACCCUAAGAAUAUGGUUGUAAAGUAUUUCACUCUUCCUUCGCCCCAAAAUAAGACUGCGGAUGAGACUGCGGUUUCAGUUGCUUAGCGAAAGAGGGCGGCAUAGGUGGGGACAGAUGUCUCCGGGCGCCUGACUAGUCGAGGCGCCAAAAUGGGCAUUGUGGUAUUUUAUCGAUGAAAAUAAUAGGUUUUAUAAUAAGGGGCGUAAAAAUAAUCCUUUUCCCAGGGUUCCAAACAACCUAAAUAUGGUUUCUUUACCCCCUUCCUCUUUUCAAUAAUAUACUUUAAAGAAUACAAAAUGAAAUUAUGUAUUUUCCAUAUAUUCUCUUCCGAAUCUUGACAGAUGACAGGCCCACAAUUAAAGCUGCCCAUGUUAAUGUUAACUGUUGUUCUCAUGAUUGACUUAUACGUGUAACCAUGAUGCUGAGCUAAUCUUACCACAUAUAUAAAACUCUAUCAUAUUACCGUCAAACUGCACUGAGUUACCUUCCCACAAUUUUUAGUUAGGCUAUUAUUAAUUCUAAACCAUGUGAAAUGUGGACUCUUUAUAACAAUUAACAUGUCAUUCGAACAUCAUAUGUCAGCGUGCAGACCCCACUCAAAUAACUUCUGCACCUCCUUUAUUUCCUAUAACUUAAUGAGCCUCCAAAAAUGCACAUUUUAUGGUUUAUGGAAUGGGGGUGGAUGAAAGUCGAGGUCAUCUCAUUGCACAGUGUAAUGUCAUUUACACGACAAAGAGAGGCGCGCGCUCACACCCUUGCACGAUCCAAUACCAUCCAUCUUUCCUGUCCAACGCCAACCAAACCAGCUCGAAAAUCCAAUUAUGGCCUGGGUCGAUUCGCGCCCCCCCCCCUUACACACACAAUACCCUUCUAUACCGUAAAACCGGGCAUUAAAAAAAAUCUUCAUCUUUCCUGAAUAGUUUCUAUCAUUUAAAAAAAAAAAUCGACCCCUUUGCUUUUGUACAAAGUUGGUAGAAUAUGGGGAAUGAAAGGUAUACUGAGCGUUAUCGAUUUCGGGGCAAGCUCAUACAAAAAUUCCUCAGCUCAUAUUACAAUAAAUGAUGCCAUACUCGAUACCGCAUGCGUUUUUUCCCCCUUAAGAACUUGGAGGAGGUGAGUAUCGAUUCUUAGAACACAGUUUCUGUUUAUAGUCCCUGGGCGCGUGGGGCGGCUAUUAUCGAAUAAUUAGAGGAACGAAAGCAUCGAUUUCUUCAGGCUGCUUAACAUUUAUUGUGUUUUGAUUAAGAAAGCGCCUCCCUUCCUUUUUUCGCACUCUUCACUCGCAACCAAUAAGAUUAAAACAACUUCCUUACAAAAAAAAUAUGAACAGUAAUGUGACGCGCUUCAUGAGAGAAUGAAUAAUAAACGGUAGUUACAAGCGAAAACCGUAAGUGAAAAGUAUGUGAGCUACUGUGCAUUUUUUCAACCAUGUCAUAUCUCUUUGGGUUUCUGUUUUAUUCAUUGGCGAUAUUUAGUGAAACGGUGAGGUGGGGGCCAGGGUGGGGAUUUCUCUGGUCUGAAUCCUCUACACCAGCGUUUCCCAAACUUUUAAGUUUCACGGACUGGUGGACAAGUUUCGAAACUGCACCAGGGACCGGUGCCAGAUUUAUUACAAUAAGUUAUGACAUGGCUCGCAUUUUUCUCUUGUGCAGAAUAGUCAGUAGACCAACCUCAACGGGAGCUCUCUCCCCCCACCAUUAAAUUAUCUUAAAUAAUUUGAACUCUCUCUGCGUCGUUCAAUUUUAUGCCAUUUUAAACAGAUAAACAGUAAUAUUUUAAAAUAGUUUAUUUCAAUAACUGUUUACAAGUUAAACUCUGCAAUCAAUUCCACAAGAAGUGCGCUACCAGUAGAUACUGUUUAAAUAUGGUGAUAUUGUAGGCACAAUGGUAAACUUCUGACCUUAAUGUUAAAGCUUAAAGUAUUGCCUGUAUAAAGGGAGCGUGACAAUUUGAUGCUUUCAAGUUGAGUGUAAGACAACGCUUUAUAAAUGUCAACCUGUGAACAUCUGUCAAAUAACGUUGCAGUAAUCAGUCUUCUUGUCUGGAUGUAAUCCUUCAAUGUAACAUGGUAAUACCCCCCCGAUGACGUUAUAGCCCCGAUCGAGCCAAAUGGUCUUCAAAGCCAGGAUUAGCUUAUUGGAAUGAAAUACUUAAGACAUCAGCGUAAGACCCUGUUUCCCAAUAUAUAGGGAGGCCAAAAAAUGUGUAAACAUCCCUUUGUCAGAAGCAGAUAAAAGGCGCCAACUCUUACAAUAAGUUGUUGAGACGCAGGGGAAAAGGGGUUUGGGGUGGGGGGGGGGGGGGGAAGAAAUUGAAAAUGUUUUUUUUCCCAAUAUAUAGGGAGGCCAAAAAAUGUGUAAACAUCCCUUUGUCAGAAGCAGAUAAAAGGCGCCAACUCUUACAAUAAGUUGUUGAGACGCAGGGGAAAAGGGGUUUGGGGUGGGGGGGGGGAGGGAAGACAUUGAACAUGUUUUCUGAUUAGCAUGAUAAUUUUCAUACAACUGUCAAUGACAAAACAUAUUAACUCAAUAAAAGAAAACUUUGUUACGAGUUGUUCUCACUUUUUCUGGGCCACCCUGUAUGCCAAAAUUUAACUAUGAUUAGACAAAAUAAUAAUUCAACCAAACGUUUCAACAAAUGCCUUCACACAGGACAAAAAUUUAUAUAAUUAUUUAUUUUUGAUGGACGUACUAUAAUGUAUGUUUAUCCUACCUAUACCUAAAAAUGCUAUAAAAGAAUAAAAGUGGACACAAAUGCCUAACGAAAGCAAAGGUAAGCAGAACGGAAAGAAAGUGGGUGGAAGUACUAUAUAAAACCAAACAUAGUAGUGGCAUGUAAUGCAGCGGCUAAGGUUGCUACUUUUGGGACAUAUAUGUGAUUUAAAGGCAGGGAGUUGGCUUUUAACAAGCAUGUCCCUAAGGCUCUUGUCUUUCCGUAAAGUGAGUUCGUGUGACAGUGUCCCUAGACACAUGUAUAAUUUCUUCUGUAACGGUUUGAGCUUGCUCCCUAGCCCUCUGUUUUGACUUUUCACAUGUCAAUUUAAGUCCCAGUUUCAAACGCAUAUGGUGAUGGGGGGCUUUCUAUAAAUUCUACUCUAAAACAGAUUCCCAACAGUUCGUAUGGAGAUGGUUACAGGGCCUACUUAAAAAAAAACAACAAAACCUAAAUGAAAACCCACCAAACUUUACGCGGUCCAUUAGGGGUCGUUCGCAAAUUACGUCACACUAAAAUGACCUAUUCAGACCCCCCUGUCACAAAGUGUCGCAAAUUCUUUAACAACCCCCACCCCUGUUGGUGUCUCGUCACACCUAAAAAAAAAAAAUACAUAAAAUUUUCUUGACUAAACUGAGAUUUUAUUUUAUUCUUUAACAUUUCCCAUAAUAAUUCACAAUUGAUUAAGAAGUAGUAUUAUUAGAAAACUGUGACGUAGAACGCGAAACAACGAAGUCCUCCCUGCGCCGAAUGUAAAAUGGCCACACAACUGUUUUUGCGUCAUUUUUCGAUAGGAGUUUUCACGGUACUUUUUAUACCAGAGGCGAUUUGGACCUCUAAUUAAUGUUUUUAAAAAUUAUUUAAAAAAAAUUUUUCAAAAUUAUAAAAAUUUUUCCCCAAUUCUCCCCCCCCCCCCCCCCCCUCAAUUUUUGUCUCCUUCUUUUACUGAGCGUGACGUAAUUUGCGAACGACACCCUUAUUCUGAACAUAACACACCCAAUUGAAAACCCACCCAAACUUUUACGCGGUGCAUUAGUCUGAACAUAUUCAUAUGAUAUUUCGAUACAAAUUUUUCAUUCCUAUCGGAAGAUAUUAUUACCAAGGGCAAAGAACCUCAACCGUCUGCCAUCUUGGUUAGGAUGUUCUGUUGUAUACCUGUACUUGUACAAGCGCCCGUUCCUUCCCCUGAUCUAAGGCUUGGUUAUCAUCCAGCAGAUCGUGCCUGCCGCUCGGAGUGCCUGACCUGUUUAUCUGAGCUUCGUGAACCAAUGUUGGCUGGACUGUAGGAAGGGGGGCGGGGGUUGGUGGUGGUUUGUUUGGAGCUGUGCCAUAUUACACGCUACACAGGCACGGCUAUUCUUGGUGUCGAAGCAUAGGCCGUGCCUAAGAAUACUGCGUUGUUUUAUCUCGAACAUUGUCGGCGUUGAUAGGCCUGUGUGGCAGCUGUGCCGAAUACGUCACGGUGAUGUGGGCAUUUUAAAGCUGUGUCAACAUAGGCCAAACGUAAUAAAAUGAACACGAGAAGUAGGCCUACAGGCAGUAUCAAAUGGUUUUCCGAUAUUUAUAGGGGUAUUGUAUACUCGGAACUACAAAAUGUCUUGUAAUCGUAAUUAAUUAUUGCGAAUUUUCAUAGCAUAGAAAAUGGGUGUGGGAGAGAUUGAUAAAUAAAUCGUACAUAACUUACUCUAACCAAAUCAUAAAUAAAGCAAACACUGAGAGGCAAAGAUGCAGACUCGUUUAACCCUAAUAAGUUAAUGUCAGCGUAGUUUUCAGCUCUCAAAAACGUAGUUUCAAGCUCCAAGUAUGAGUUUGGUGGGGGGGGGGGGGGCUGGUUUGCAAUCAAAAUACACGUUGUAAAAGUAAUUCCACUCAACUGCUUAUGUAAGUUAAGUAUGCAUGGGGGGGGGGGGGGGGGGCUGGUUUGCAAUCAAAAUACACGUUGUAAAAGUAAUUCCACUCAACUGCUUAUGUAAGUUAACGCAAAUAAAUAUACAGAAUAUAGUGAUGCGAUUUGUUGUUUAGGGUGAGAAAAGGUCUUGUGCAAGCACAUUGGCAGUUAAGUAUGAACAACGCGAUUCUCUAAAAGAUAAUAUUCUGGUUGGUUUAUUGAAAUCGAGAUCACAAACACCAAUCACAGUUUUUUCUGAUUGGAACACUUGCGGUAUUAACACAAAAAAUGCGGUAUACUGCAAACAAACCUAUGAUUAAAAAAAAGAAAAUUAAAAUAAACCAAACAUACGGAAAAACUCCCGAAACCGUAAUUUUUUUAAGGCUCGUCGUAGUGCCGUAGUCUUAAGCUUAAAAACGUAUUUACGACGUCGAAAGCGUAGGGUUAAACAGGUCUUAAGAUGAUCUGUGAUUAACUUGUUUUAUGCUACAAAGGGGCUUAAACGGAAUUCCACAAAUAAAAUUACAGGUCCAAGAAUGCUGGCAUUGAAAAUAACACCUAACCCCGCACCAGAUGCUUGGGAAUAGAUCAUCGGUAGAGUAACAUCUGCUCUGUGGUGCGCUUCUCUUUUCAGUUUGAAGGCUAGACCUCAGCGAUGCGAUUUUCAACUUAAUUUCAUGAUUGCAUUUUUAACAAUGAUUUUUAACCUCCACAAUGUAAAUUAUUAUAAAGUUGGUUGUGCACCUCAGUUAUCAUAUUUAAUGGUUUAAAGCAAAACAUGCGGCCCACCAGCACCCACUUUGCGGCCUGCGAAGCAACAAAAUAUUCAUUAUUCUUAUUACUUUCUUAAUAGCUUUCCCCUCGUCCUAUUUUCUUUUGACCCGCACACGUUUUUCAUAAAGUAUUACGGCCCGCCUUACAUUUUGAAUUGUGCAGGCCUGGUUUAAGGCACUGUUGCGGAGCUUUUUUUUAGGGCGUCUAUAAUCUAUUCACACACACACAGACACACACAUAUAUAUAUAUGUGUGUGUUGUGCUUAUAGCAUUAAAGUUAAUUUAAGGCAAGAUAGUACAUAAGACAAUCAAUCUCAUCUAAUCUUAAAAUGAUAAUAAUUGGAUUAAACGCAACUGAUAAUUUGCUUUAUUCUUAAAAUAAUUAGCCUUAAUUUGUCUCAAGCGUAUCCUUUUUUUUAAAGGUCGGAAAACCGCCUGUCCAGCAGCAAUAUUUUUAUUCUUAAAAUAAUAUAUAGAUAAGAUACGAUUCUUUAAUUGAUCCAAAUAAAUGGAAAUGUUUUUUGCUUGCAACUUGCAUUCUACAUUUUGAGCACAUAAAUAAAAAAAAUUGAACACAAGAUAUCUACAUUAAAUUAUUUCACUAGUGAAAAAAAACAGCCAUUCUGUGAACUCUCUUAGUCUUAUAACUUAGACUUAUAACGUAUAAUUUAGUUUUAUAACUUCUGGGAGAGCAGGCUGGUAAAUUGUACAGAUUGGGGAACAAGAGAAUUUUUUUAUCUUUCAGUCCUUGCCCUGAGAGAAAGAAUUCAUCACUAUCGAGCCAAUAUUAAGUCAAGUAUCUGUGUUGAAGAGUGUGGGAUGUAUCAUCAAAAAUUUGUUUUAUUAUAACAUCUUUCUUCAAAUAGUUCUUCAAAUAGUUCUUCAAGUGAAGGAUGUUUAGUUCGUGUUAUGUUCCUAGCUUUCUUGAUUAGUCUGUUAGUUUAUUCUGUGUUUAAUAUAAGACAGAGAAGUAAUUUCAUGUUUUCUUGAUGGAAUUUAUUUUAUUAAGCUCUUUUUUUAUAACCCGAGAUCGAGGGAUCUAGACUGCAAUUGUAAUAUGUACAGACACAGUUAAGACCAUUAUGAAAUUGGAAGCUAUAAUUUAAUAUCAUGUCCCCCUAUCAGUUACCUGAUAUGGUGUUUUAAUGAAGGCACAGGUAACACAAUCAACCAAUGGAUCAGAUCACAUAAGUGAAUUAUUGGCUUAAUUUGUUGUUCCUCUUAAAUUUCAUGCUUUUUAUUGUACUUUUUUUUUUCUUAUGUUGUUCUGUCUGUAUGUUUGUGGUGGAAUCUUUCAUAUCGAUUUUGACCCACUUCCUGACCUGCAAUUCAGGUGCAACUUACUUCUUCAUCACAAUAUACAACACUCCAUGAUCAGUAGGUCAUAAUUGACCUCCACUGACCAUUAAGUGAUUUCUGCAGAUAUCUCAGGAACAGAAAGUGAUAGGGACAUCAGGAUUUCACUACAGCUUCCUUAUGCUUGAUGGCUUUUUCUCGAAAUUAAUCAAUUUUUUUUUACCACAGUAAGGUCAGCAAUGGACCUUUCACUUUUUUUUUUUAUAUCAUUGGCGCCCCACGCUUUUUAAAAUUAUGUUUCAACCGACUUCCUGAUCUCCUAUUUAAUGUUUUUGGUGUUUUUUGUUUGUCUUUAGCUUCCAAGUUUCUAUGUCAUUUAUUGAAAAUAUGGUUUAAUUUACUGUAAGUUAACCCACCAGGUCAUGACCCGUUUAAAAAGCUGACAUUGAUAAAUUAAUGUUUUUAACUCCUUUUUACAACUAUGCACCCCUCAACUAUACUGAAAAGAAAAUUAGUGUGGGAUUAGUUUGGCCAAGAUGACACACUUUUCUUGAUUUUGAGCCAUGUUAAAGUCUGCUAAAGAUUUCCCAUUUAAAAUAAGGUCUGGGGCUUGACUAAUCAUGUUCUUUUGGCCAGUGAAUCCACAGUUCCAAACACAGAAUUGUUUUUACAAGGAUUAAAUAUGAUUCAUUGAAAAGUUUAGUUUUCAACUUGAAUCAUUCUGAUAUCUCAUCUAACUUCACCUAGACACAUUGCCACAUGGCCUGCAUGGUUUAGUUUUUAAUCCAGAUUUUGGUAAAGACAAUGCAAAAUCAGCAGCAAUGAGAUUGCUAUGUUUAAAAUUUAGCUCUUUAGAUUAAAAAACGUAAUUCUGAUAAAGCACCAGUCUUUUUACAAUUAAUAUAUCUAAUUAUACAUAAAAAGCAACUCUUAAUAUUUAACUAUUUAUUAAACUGUCAUGACUGCAAACAAAUAUAAACCCAAAUAUGUAUUGAAUCAUUUCUGAAUUUAGCUUUAAUCCAGCUAUAUACUAAGUUAUUAAGAGAGUUCCUUAAAAGUGUGAACCCUUAUAAAUUUAUUGGCUUUAAUAUAAUUUAUUCUGGUAAAUAUGCCUCUGGGAUCUUAGGAUGCUGCUUUUCUCUGUUUGCUGGCUAGCUUAAGACUUAUUAUGUAAUUUAGCCAUUGACAUCUGAAAGUACUUCAUUUAUGUCUUUACUCUCAACCCCUAUUUUUUACAGUAGUCCUAGCUUCUGGUAUGUUUUAUUGUCAUAACGUAAUUUUCUAUUUUACUUUUUAACAACUGAUUCUGUUUGACAACAUUUUAGAAGGGGGAAAAAAAGAGACAUCACAAAAUAGUUCCUUCAUGAACAUUUGUAUUUACUUUUUAUCCCCACUUUAUUUUUGUUUAUUUCAAUUGAUUGAACAUUUUCUGACCAUUUCAUUAAUUCAUUUUGAGUCUAGAUUACAUGUGAUUUUUGAAAUAUUCAUAAAUUUACAUUUAAAUUCAAGUAUUUGAAAGAAAUAUGAUCCUUCAUGAAACAUUUGUUUUCCACCUUUUUAAAAAUAACCAUUGAACAAAACAUAAUAAAGAUUAUAUAAAAAUGAUUGUAAGGUUUUAAUUAUCAAGUUCUUAUUCACAGUAAAAGUAAUUCAAAUUUAUGAUAAAAUUUAUACUAUUUUAAUAAAUAUUUUUGCAUAUGAAAAAUAGAAUUUCAAAAAUUACUUUCUUCAGAACUGAGGAAGAAGGGUCAGCUCUCCAAGACAAAGGGGAAUCUACUCCAUCACAAACAUCAGGAGUAAAUACUCCUUCCACUGCCACUUCAGCUUUAGAAAAAUUGUCAAGUACACCAUCAUUUGACAGAGGGCGAACAAGGGAACGAUUUACUAACAAAAAGAAAUUUGGAAAGUUUGAAAAGUGAGUUAAAAGUAGCAUAUAUGUAAUCAUGAUUUUAUAGCCCUGUCCAAAUUGACAUUGCUUCCUGUGACACCAUAAAUAACUCUUUCUACCUCUUGGGUAGUGGUUGUCCUCAGCUAUGGAUAAAUAACUAAUGGAAAUUGGCUAAGAAGUCAAGUAAUAGUUAUCUAUAGUACUCAUUCUCCCAAGACUCCAUAUCUUUCUCACAACAUCGCCUGUGCCAAUUUAAUGAAGAUUUCUUAGAUAGGGCUAAUGAAUGACUUCUUUUGCUCCAGAUCUUAUCUUGAAACUACUCGUCUCGCCACUCAUUGACAUAUAAGGAUGCUUUCAAAGCUCAUCCUAGCAAAAAUGAAGAUCAAACCCAGGUCAUUCUGACCUACCACCAUCACAAUGUGAUUGCCAAAAAAAUAUUCCUAAAGAAUCUACCAUACUUGUUGCUGACAUGACACCCCCCCCCCCCCAACAGGGUAUUCUCGUCUCCUCCACUUAUUGUCUUCAGAUGUGACAAAAAAUCUAGGUGACCUUCUGGUUCACAGUCGCCUUUGUGCUGACUGGUCUCAUAUUAGGACUAAGCCAUGCUCAAGAGGCUGUUUUCAGAUUUGCCCCUAUACACUUGAAACCAAAAACAUAUAGCCCUCCCUAUGGGUACUUUUACCAUCAAAAAGGGCUUCAUAUGUGUCAUUUGCAAUGUGAUCUAUGCGAUUGUUUGCAGUAGAUACAGCUCUUGAUAUAUAGGCGAAAUGGGAAGAAGAUUAUCUGAUAGGUUCACUGAACAUCUUUAUAAUAUCAAACAUUGCAAAAGUUCCCCGGUCUCAUCCUAUUUCAACAGAGAUAAACACAAAGGCACAUAAGAUGUUUCCAUCAUGGCACUGAUUUCCGGCACUAACACACCAGUGAGACUUAGGAAAGAAAACAAAUAAAUUGAGAUUUUCGGCACAAUAUUACCAUAUGGAAUCAAUCAAAUACUCUCCUACCAUGUGAUCCUCAAUCUCCCUGUAUUUCUUUACUAAUUUUUUAAUAUUUAACAAUUCCAAAAUAUUUUGUUAGUUAAAAUCUUACUUUUUACAGUAAUGAUACAUAAAUUCUUUUACUUCCUGCAAUCUUUUGGAUAGAACUCAUAUUUGUGUUUUGGAAAACCUAACUUCUGGCAAUAACAUUAUUGUCUAACUCCAAACACUUAAUUUUUGAACUGUUUUCUAUUUUCUGUUGUUUCUUCUUUUGUCCUGCCAUCUGAAGGCUUUUAGCUGAAACACACUGUAUUGUUACUGUCUUUAUAUUUCAAGCUUCUCCUAUUUCCUUCACGCAGCUUGAAUACCGUCCUUCAUUUAUUAUCGUUAAGUGAAGUAAGGCAGCUAGAGGUUAACAUUGAGUAAAUAACCUCCUCCACCAAGUCAGAACACAGCUAGUCACCAUGACAUGGGAUUAAAAAUUACAAUAUCUAUGCAGAAAAAGCAGUAAUCUUACAAGUUCAGCUGCUUCUGCUGCUAGAAUCAAUGCUGGGCAUAAUAAAAAUAACCUCCGCCAACACGUCAGAAGACAGCAAGUACCAUGACGUGGAAUUAAAAAUAAGAUAUCUAUGCAAAAAAAAGCAGUAAUCUUACCAGUUCUGCUGCUAGAAUCAAUGUGGGCCGUAACAGAAAUAAAAAUAGUCUAAUCAAUAUUUACUAUUUUUGCAAGCUUAAAUUCACUACACAGAUAAAUAUCAGAUCUAAACAUUGUAGCUAGUAAAAUAGUUGUGUGGAAUGUUGGUACAUUUAGAGUGUAGUUCAUGCUAAUUGAGAUAUCAGUAAUUUUUUUAAAGAAAGAUUAAUAAUAUUAAAUUUCAAGACAUCAACACAUAGAGUAUUUUAAUAAAAAUAACACUUGGAAUUAUUUGUUUUAACCCAUAGCAGAAAUGGAUCCUUUGGACGUCAUGGUACCACAACUUCCAGCAGGAGUUUGGAGGCUGCUCGUUCACAGUCAGAGGCUGCCGCUGCAGCCGCAGCUGCUGCUUCAUCUGCCACCCCGGCCGCCACCACAACCACCUCCGCCGGUACUGGAUCAAACAGCAACAGUGGUAGCACUACGGGCUUAAACCCUAUCAUAGUUAGUGAUACUAGAGACUGUGGAAAUAAAGAUGCUAAAGAAAAUAAUAAGGAUUCCACGUUGUCAAGGCCACACUCUGUGGCUUCUCCAAGCAGCAGGCACAGUGGAUUAAAAAAAUCACAGUCUCAGUCAAGGUCAGCCAGUCGAAGCAGGUCACGGUCACAUGGGUCUAAGUCUAGUAGCAGUAGAAGCGAUUCAUCGGGUACAAGUAGAUCUACUUCACCACAUAGAAGGUAUUUAUGAAAGUAAAAUAAAUAUAUUUACCGUGAGUGCCCUUGCUUAAAUAAUUUAAAAAAAAAUAUAAAAAAAAACGGUGGCACCUUAACAAUAAUCUAUUUUGGGUGCAAGCAUUUAUUGUGAUCAGUUUGUAAAUUGAAAAUCAAAGCAGAUAUUGAAAUGAAUAUAAAGUUGUAGAGAGAGUUAUAACUUAAUGAAACCAACAUUUUAAAAAUCUUAAUGCUCAUUUAAUUUGCUUUGUUAGAUCCCCUGAAAAUCAAGGCCUAUUACUUUAAAAUGAAGAAAUCAGAUUUCUUUAAAAAAGAUAGAUGAGUAAUAAAGACAUACCCUCCUGGGCAUUAAAAUGCAAAUGUUCAACUAGCUAAAGCCAUCUACCUAAUCGGAGAGCUUUGGGAUGUGGGAGAAGCUAGAUAAUAAUGAACUGAGUACAUGCAAACCAAACCCCGUGUCAUUGUUUGUUACCUUUUUAAAAAAAAAAAUUUUUUUUUCAUGAAGUAUUACAACUAUUUAAUUAAGUCUUGUAACAUAAUUUUUAGAAAUAUCUUGGUUUCAAUAAAUUUAACUUUAAGUAGGUAUUUGCAGAUCCAACAAAUUCACUUUGCCACCAUAUUCAAGCUCUUUUAAUUUUGGACAAAAUCAAUAAACUAAUUUAUUGCUUAUUUUACUUUGACAAAUUAGGUUCUGCCUUAACUUAAACAAUACAUACAUACUCAUAUAGCUUCCCAAUUGUGUCACUUUGCAUGUGGUAUAAUUAUAUUUUGAAAAACUUCCUCAUUAACAUUUUCCUAUGUCAAAAGUCACAAGUUUAUUUUGUAAACUCUACAGUUCUCUUUUCAAUUCACUAAAUAAACUUAGAAUUCCAUUAUUUUCGAAUUUAUUUAAUGCACUGUUACUCGAUUAGGGGUACAAGAUUUGUUAAAAUAAUUUGUAGAGGUUGCAAGACUUGUCAAGUAAUAGGCAUUUAACUUUUAGUUACUCUUUUUCGUAAAAUAAAAAGAAGAGGUUGCAAUGAUUAAAAAUAUGCCUUUUACUAUUUUUUUUUUUUUUACUGGAACUGAAAGAAACAUAAUUAUUAAAGAUGUAUGCCUUUAGUAGUAAAAUGGGGAGGCAUAAGUUAGGAAAGAAAAUUUUGCGUAUAAUUAUUAAUAUGUAGUAAAUGUUCUAGAUUGUAGAGGUUGCAAGACUUGUCAAGUAAUAGGCAUUUAACUUUUAGUUACUCUUUUUCGUAAAAUAAAAAGAAGAGGUUGCAAUGAUUAAAAAUAUGCCUUUUACUAUUUUUUUUUUUUACUGGAACUGAAAGAAACAUAAUUAUUAAAGAUGUAUGCCUUUAGUAGUAAAAUGUGGAGGCAUAAGUUAGGAAAGAAAAUUUUGCGUAUAAUUAUUAAUAUGUAGUAAAUGUUCUAGAACUCUAAAAGUAAUUCAUUUUCACUUUCUCAUUAUUUAAAUUUUAUGCCGUUAAUCUCUUUUUGAAAUGUUCAAUUUAGAUAGAUAAUAGGAUUAUAUUUUUGUUUGUUAGCAUAUUGAUAAAUCUAACAUUUUUUAAAUUUCUGAAGUUAUUCCAGCUCAACAGCACGGCCACAAUCUAUGGUUGGGGCAUCAAGAUUGGUUAGUAGUGAAAUUAAAGAUACAAAAAGGGAAGAAGAUGGAGAGAGAAAACCUUUGGGAAUCUGCAUUACUGGACUACCUAUGAGGUCUACAGGUAGCAAAGUUUUUUAUAUUCAGCUAAAAAGUUACUCAAAAAACCUAUGUUUAUUUCAGUUGCUAUCAGUGGGAUGUAUAAGAAACUGAAACUUAAUUGAAACUUGUUUAGCUAAAAAUAUUAUAGUAUUAAUGUAAUUUAAACCAAUUUAACAUAAUUUAAACCAAUUCAUUUGAUUACUAAUUAUACUUUACUAACAAUUAAUCCCCAUGCCAUUAAAUUAUUAUUGCUUUCACAUGAUCCUCAUUUUAGCUUAAAGUUAAGUAAAUCUUAAUAACACUGUUCUUACUAGUUCAGAAACAAUUUUAAAAAUUUGGUCAGAAUACACAUACACAGAGGAAAAACACAGAAACACAUCACACCACCACCUCUGCAAAAACAGCCUGAAGACCUGUUGACAUGACAUCGUUAACGAGGCUAUUUAAUGACUGGGUUCAAUUUAGAUGUUAAACUAUUAGCCAUCAUGUAUAAGUGCCACAUUUUCAUUUGCUUAAAUGGGGUCAUAUGGGCAUACAUGGAAAUUUAACGUAAUCAUAUUUUUUAAGGCAUAGACAAUUAGUAAUCAUGUUUGUUUGUAAUGAUAUAGUCACCAUCAGUUGGAAAUAUCUUUUCUUAAUUUUGAAAGAGAUAUGUGAAGUUUUUUUUAACUACAUUUACCAUAUGAUGUAGAGGUAAUUAAAGAUAAGUCAAAAUUUAAAGAUUGAAAUAAGUUCGAAAUUUGCUGUACAUUUAAAAAAAAAUACUCAUUUCAGUGACAUCAAGUGGUUACAAUUCAUAUACUUUCUUCUGCAUCCUAACAGACUCUAGCUUGAGAGAUGGGCUUUAUCAUGAGUAUAAGAAACAUGGGAAAGUGACUACUGUUCAAAUUUGUGCAGAUGGGGACAGCAGAUGUGCAAUUGUCAGCUUCAAGAAGUGAGUACAUUUUUUUUUAAAUAAAGAAAACCAAAACGUUAGCAUAACUGGUUCAGCUCUAUUACAUUACUUACUAUAUAUAGUCCUCAUGUAUAUCAAAAAUAAAAUAUAGUGUAUAUUCUCUAGCACUUAGUUGUUUAUAAAAAAAAUGUACAAUCAUAAAGGUAUGAAUUCACUCAUUUUCUUUUUUCUGAUGUUGAUAAAGUACCAGUAAAUAAAAUGGAAUAGUUAGUAUUCAAAUUACCUUUCAUGGUUUUAGUAACUUUAAGAAAACAAUUUGAUAAAUAUGCUUAUUUUUAAAAAAUUUAGGAUCAUUAAAAGAUUUUUUUAAAACUUGACUUGAUAAACAUAUUGACAAGAAGUUAGAAUUUAAGAGUAAUUUUACAGUUUUUUACAGUCCUUCCCAGUUUCCAUAAAAAAUCGAGCACGCCAAUUUAAUUUUUGGAAUUUAAUAUGCCACUUUGUUGCUGCACUGCUUCUUUCUUCCAUUUUAUUUUCUUUUAAAUUUCUUUAUUAUAAUAAUAUAUAAUAAUAUAUAAUAAUAAUAAAUAAUAAUAAAUCCUACUGUAAUGAUGUCGGCCUUGUGGGAAUUUUAUUUUGAUCGCCUCUUGAACACAUUACAGCUUUAUUUUCAUACAUACAGCGAUAGAAACACACCAAGAGAAUGUUAUUUGUGAUAUUUGAAAAUAUGCUUUUUUUUUUAUUUUCAAAGGCCUGAAGAUGCCAGCAAAGCACUGGAAGCUUCUCAAGGAAAAGUUUUCUUUGGCUCAAAAAUUAAAGUAACAUCACAUGAGGGAAUAGGUAAGCUUAAAAUUUGCAUGUUACUUCUCCAUAUUAGAAAUAAUUAAAACAUUUUUUACAACUUAAGAUAAAUGGUCUCAUCAUGUUUUUUUAAAAGUUAUCUAAAAAGUAAUCAAAAGAAGAAAUAUUUUAAACUUAUUUUCUUGCAGAGGUAGAUGAUUCUGAUGUAACCAAUGAUAAUGAUAGUUUGGAUGAAUACCAUCUUAAAUCUACACGUACACUCUUUGUUGGCAAUCUGGAGAAGGAAACCACCAAAGAAGAUCUCAUUGAAAAGUUUCAACAGUUUGGAGAAAUUAUUGUAAGGGUUAAUUCAUUAAACUUUUAACUAUUUAAAGUAACAUAGCUAGUCUCAAUUUUGGACUUUAUUCUGACUUUAUUGGAUAUUUUUUUCAGUAAAUUUGUUUUACAUAUUGUGAAAAGUUGAAAAUUACAAAAUUAAAAUUAAAAAAAAAUAAAUUCACAAAUACAUUGAUUUUUUUCUGCUGUUUUAUUUCACACAACUCUUGGAUUUUUACACCAGCUGAUAAAAGUUUUCAAUUGACUAUAACAUCAGUUCUUUGUUUAAAUAUUAGCAUCGGUGAUAUAAUUGGCUGUAUAUGCACUUUUGCUAAGUCCCUUCCAUUAAUUGCAAACUUAUUUCUAUUAGGAUGUGGAUAUCAAGAGGCAAGGGGCAACAACUGCAUUUGCUUUUGUUCAGUAUGUUGAUAUAACUAGUGUUGUAGCAGCAUUGAGAGCUAUGGAAGGAGAGCACAUUGGUAUCAAUAAAAUAAAGGUACUUAAGGCAAUAUGUUGUCCUAUUAAAGGUACAAGUAAAGAAAUCCAUUUUCAUAUUUCAAAUCUAAAAAAAUUGUAAGAAAUAUCAAAAUAUUUAGUCUAAUUUAUUAAAGUAACUACCAGUUGUUUUUCUUUGAAAACCUGUAAAUAUGUUUUUAAAUAUAAGAGCUUAAAACAAAAUAUCUCUUGAAUAAAAUAGCUGCUUAUAAGCUUUUUACUACUCUGUAACUGUGUGUCCUUCAUAGAAAGCAUUGCAUCUGACAUUUUUUAACACUUGUAAUCUUGAGCAGUAUAUGUGAAUGAGUAUUGGCACAUAUGGAUCUCUGUAUUUAUAGAUGUUAAAAUGUUUAAUUUUUUUGUGUUGCAAUUUAAAUUAAAAAAACAUUUCAAAACAAAUGUAAGCAAGUCAUAUCAGAAGAUUUUUAAUGAUAAAAGUAAUUAUAAAAAUUCAUUUUUUCAAAAUAUCUCAUCCUGAUAUUGUAAUAAUGAAUAAUUUAAUAAAAGUGUAUAUAAUUUAGUAUCCCGGAAUGCCAUUGUGGUUAAGGUGCAUUGACAAUGCAAUUACCACAAUUUUCAAAAUUCAAUUUUUAGGAAUCAAAAAGUAUUUACUCAAAUCGUGGCCUUUCUCUGAAACAGCUUGGCUUUGGAAAGAGCAUGCCCACGUGCUGUGUGUGGGUUGAUAACCUGCCCAGUGACACUAAUGGUCGGUCAUUGAAGAACUUGAUGUCAAGGUAUGGAGAAAUCACUCAUUGCCUUGUGGACAAAAACCGCAACAGGGGACUGAUUUACUUUAACUCUUAUGAUCAUGCUCAACAUUGUGUCAGUGAUAUCAAGAUGCGGCCACAUUUUAGCAAGAAGAAACUCCAGGUAAGAAAUAGAUUCAUAAUCCAUUUUGAUGGAUAUUGGUAUUGGUAAUAAAAAGUACAUUAAUGUAUUUAAUACUAACUGAUUUAUGCAAUUAAAAUCUCAUGUAAUAAUCAAUAAUUAUUGAUGCGAUUAAGGUUUAUAUUGUGAAGAAUUUAUUCUAAAACUUUUUGUGCAUGAGGAAUUUAACAUUUUCAUAUUUACAUCUAGAUUGACUUUGCUAGUCGAGAAUGUCAAACAAACUUUUUGGACAGAAUGGAGGAAUCAGGUCAACUUCGGGCUAACGAGAGACCUGAUGAAAGCAGAGUCCACUCAAAGUUUAGACAGCAAAGGAGCUUUGAUGGCUUUCCAGAAGAGGGGUAAUUAUCAUUACCAACAUUCACAUUAUUAGCAAAUUUAUGAAAACAUUUAAAAAUGUACUUACAUUAUUAAGCUGGCAUUAAGGUUUUAAAUGUUUUAUGUAAACUAACGGUAAUUGUAAAAAUGUAGAAUCCAUUGUAAUAGUUUGAUGAAAUAAGCUUACAUGAUCUUUAAGGGUUCAAAAUCCAAAGAAAUCAUGCUAUUAUACCUGUUCCAUGUCAAGUUACAUAUUUUGUGACUAAUAUUUAUAAGUAGAUUGAAAAAUUCAAUAUUUCAUUUAAUUAACUAGUUCAUUAUUUUUAUGGUAAAAUAUUCUUAUCACUUUUUUGAAUGCUCUAAAUUAAAAAAAAAAUCAAUUAUAUUUGAUAUCUUGAUAUAGACUUUCUCUGAAUUUGUUUUACAUUUUUUACUGAUAGAAAUCAAUAAAUAACGAAUAGAAAAUGUUCAUUGAUUUCAGAAGCCCCUCGAGUUACGGUUAUAAUCCACGAACUCCUGGGAGUUUUUCUUCAAGAAAUGGACGUAGCAGUAGACGAGGCAGGCAAUAUGUUGACCCAGCUUUUCCUGAAGAACCUCCAUCUUCAAGGCGCUCUCGGUAGUUAACUUUAAAUAACCAUUUUAAAGAUAUUUUACGAAGAAGAAAUAAAAAUCUUGUUUCUGAGGGGAAAAAUAUCAUCAGUGGCGCUACAGCCCAUGUAGGGCCUUGGCCUGCUCCACUACAUCCUUCCAUUCGGAUUCAUUCAUGGCUUUCCGCCUCCAUGUGCAUACCCCAACUGGUGUAAGUCCUUGAUAUCGUCGAUCCGUCUCAGUCUUGGUCGCCUAGUGAGCCGUGCCCCUGUAUCACUUUUGCUGCACUACUAUUCGGCGUCUUUUCAAUAUGUCCUGUCUAGCGCAGUCUGCCUUUUUUAAUUGUUGGGACUAUGGGUGGGUCUUUGUACAAUUGAUAUAGUUCUUGGUUUGUAUGGACUCUCCAAACAUCAUUGUCUAUCACUGGGCCAUAUAUUUUCCUGAGGAUCUUCCUCUCCCAUGUAUUGAGCAGGGAAAAAAACGACUCAGAAUCUUGCUCUUCUUCUAUAUUUUGAGGGCCAUGAUCAAUGAAUUGAUUAUUCUGGCUCCUAUGUUUCAGAGGGGUUCGCAAUGUAAUUGUCCAUGGUUUUGAAGGGGAUACUUCACUGGUUGCAAGGGCUAACCAGCAAUGGCAUUAUGAACUGGGGGUUGGAAGGCAUGGGGCUAUAGAUGCUCUACAACUUAAAAAACAUUAAUCCCAUUAAACAAUUGAGUAAAGAAAUUAAAGUUAUUAUAUUGUGUAUAUUAGGAAAAUUUACCCUUCUUUGGAUAAAGCUACAAUUGUAUAUUAGGUUGCGAGAUGUGUUAUAUGGAUGAAAUAUGUUUAUUUCAAUUCUUUUAUGUUAUCAAUAUGCAUUUUUUAUUUCCAGGAGACCUGAGGACUUUACACCAUCUAGUACAUACUACAGCAGCAAAGGCAACGGUGAUGAUUAUGAUGCUGUGCUGCGAGAGUAUGGUCACAGCCAACGAGAGCGCAGAGAAAGAGACAGUCCGAGGCAUUCUUCUGCAGAUCGGCGAGUAGAUAGUCAGUCACGACGUGGAUCGAGAGAUCAUUCCCUUGACCGUUAUGAGGAUCGACAAAAGGAAAGGACUGUUGAUAUUUUCUCAAACAGAGGUGUUAGUCCUAGCAGUGAACACAACUCAUAUCAUUCUGAAAAUCGUUACAGAUCAUCUCGGGAUGAAAAAUAUCUAUCCCGAGACCGUUUUGAAGAUCGCAAGUCUGAGGAUAAAGACUUUGAUCAUCACAGUCGGCCAAGCCGAACUGCUUCACCAUUCUUACAGAAUCAUGCAAGUUUGCACUCACACGACAGUGAGUUUAAUAGACGCGGUGGUUCUCGCUCCCAGUCACCCACAACUCCUCUACAAGAAGAAGCAGGGUCAAGAUUCUAUUCAGAUGACUACAAACAUUCAGUGGGGACUGAGGAUGAUUAUAAUCCUCAUUUGCCCCCUAAAAGAAGGGAUUCUGAAUCAAAAUCGUGGUUGAUGCCAUCAAAUAAGCUUGGGGCAGAAGUUGCUAAAACAGUAGAAAAAAGUAGAAAACGAACUCAUGAAGAAUCCGGACUUACAGACUCAUUUAAAGUGGAUUCCAAGGUGUCUCGUAAACUUGAGAAGCCUAGUUCACUUUCCGAGGAUAAAAUUAAGUAUAUUCAUAGACAACUCAGUGGAUCUAAGAGAAGGGAGUUAAAAAAUUUGGAUCAUGGGAGUAGUCCUGGCUCUUCAGAAAGUCAUGGGGACUCUGAGAAUGGAUCAGCCAGCGAAGGUGAUUUGCACCAUCUUCACCAGGAGAAGGAACACAUUUUGCUCAAACUUCAAGAAUUUGAUGAGGAGGUUACCAGUGAGCCAGAGUCUCCUCAAUCAACAGCCAAAGUGAAAUCUGUGGCUGUUAAAGAUGCUCUGCGUCAUUCUGGUAGGAGUCAUGAGGAUAAACGAUAUGAUGAGGCUUCUUAUAAGAGUGAACUUCACAGAAGGCAUGGGGAGAAAGUCAGGCGAUUAGAUUCAAAAAGAGAGCUAAGAAAUCAUAUUUCUGAUGAUGUGACUUCUCGGGAGGAUAGAGCUGAAAAAGAUGAAACAUACGAAGGCAAUAGUGAUUCAGGUUUUGAAUUUGAUUUAAGGACUAAGAAGAGAAGGCCUGAAUUGCACAGAGAUAGUGACUCAAUGAAAGUGAAAAAUUAUUUGCAGGAAAGUGGUGAAAUCAGUGAAGAAGAGGAUAUGGAUAGAAAGUCAGAAAAAAAUGUGCGCAUACAUAACUCUUCACUGGAUAGAAGAGGCACCUGUGAUAGCCGAACUAAUUCUAUGAGUUCCAAAUUUUAUGAUGACAGCAAAGUGACACAUGUAUCAUCCCCUUGUGAUAGCAGUGAUCCUUUCAAAGGUGGAAUAAGUGAUAAUGAUCUUUCUGUGAUAACGCCCUACCGAACUUCAUCCAUAUCAAAUUCCCACUUUCCUAAAAAAGAUUGGAGUUCCUCUGUUCCUGGUCAUGAGUCAAGUCCUUUAGGGAAUUUUAGCCCUGCUUACAGUGAGGAGAACACACAAGAUUCUGUAACAUCAGGAAGUUUAACUGAUAAGCAUUCACUACCGCCAUCACCAACGGGUAAAGACUUUUCUGAUAAUGAUUUCAGUUAUUUAAAACUAAUGAACAGCUCUGUUCCUGAAAAUUACUCUUCUGAUGAUAGUAUGUCAGAUGUCCAUCAGAAUCCUGGAGAACAGUCUGUGGAGGAGCGAAUUCGUGCUAUUGAUGAGAUCCUUAACAUGACUACUAGCAAUAAGUCCUUGGACUCUCUGCAUUUGGUUUUACCUCCCAGUAAUAUUACCAACAACAAUGAUAAUUCUGGGGAGUAUCUUAAAUUCAGAAUCCGUAAGCGAGAGGGUGGCAUUGAAGGAGGCAAUGGUAGUCUUCUGGCUGACAAAAAGCCAGAACCAUCUGUGAUCAUGCAGCAAGUGUUGUCCAAGAAAAGUAUUCUUGAUCAGGAUUUUAGACGCUUGAGGAACAAUGAUAAAUUUGAACCAAUGAUUGGCAAAGACCAUAACUUGCAAUCUCUAGCUCUGAAAACAGAACUAAUCUCCCCAAAAUUGCUGGACAUUAAAGGGGAGCUUAAACAAGUCUCAUCUUAUUUAUCGUUUUCAUCGUCAUAUCCAGUGACAACAUCAUCAUCCAUGCUGCAGCCCACCAUCACAACAUCAAUCGCCAGCUCUGUAUCUCACACUGCUCCCAUCAGCACAAGUGUACUCACUUCAUCAAUUGUGAGUUCACCCAUCACCAUAAGCUCAAAUAAUGUAUCCACCAAGACUAUAGCAGUGGAUAAUACACUUGUAUCCUCAGUGUUGGAAUCUUCAAAUAACCCUGUUGUGUUUUUGUCAGAUAAACUGUUAGUUAGCACAAAUUCAUUGACGUUAAAACAGGAUGUAACAUAUUCAUCAAAAUGCUUGUUGACGUUGCCUAAUAGUUCAUUAACAUCAAAACCUGUUUGUGGUGUAGUGCAGUGUACAUCAACAGACUCUAUUGCAGAUUCUAAUUUAUUAACUUCCCAAUCCUUAUUGCAAUCCUCAUUAUCUCAUCAGCCAAUGUCAUCCACUCUCUCAACACCUUCAUUAUUAACAUCAACCUUAUCUUCCAUUUCACAUAAACAGCAAACUGUCUCAUCAUUACCUGCUACAUCAUGUUCAUCAUUGUCAACUGUCACAAAAUCUCCCAGUGGAGCCACUGUGGCAGCUCCUUUCACUCAGGGACCAGAUAAAUCACAGCUUACACCCACAGUUGGGCAAGAGGCGCCACGCUUAUGCUCACCAUCAUUCACUCCAGAAAAUUCUAGGACUUCUGUCAGCUCCCACCUGCCAGGGAGUCGGAGUCCUAGAAUUACCACGCACAAACAAGAUGACCAACAUGUUCCAAGCAACAAACCUGAGCUCACUAUUAGUGUUUCAGGUCAAAGUCACAUCUCAAAAUCUAACGAUGACUUGAAAGGACAUCCUAGCCUCUCUAAGGCAGAUGUUAUUUCACCUGACAUAGAGUCACCUGUUUCUGUGAAAUCGGAAACAUCCAGUAACUCUUCGGUUCCCUUGUCUUCCCAUGAAAAUAAAGCUCACUUGGCCUUGGAAGAGAAAGGCUUAACAUCUUGCAUCUCCCAUAGUAUCCAAGCUUCCAAACCUGAAAAUAAUAACAGUGUUUCUCUCAAAAUUCCUGUCUUAUCUAACGUUGAAGAGGCAUUGAUAAAAUCUGGCAAGGGCAACUUGGAUGUUCCCUCAAUCAGAGACAGUAGUUGUGAUGUAGGUCUUGAGUCAAUCACAAUUUUGAACAAGACUGAUGAAUUGUCUUCCAAAAGACUUCAACUUUCACCUGCAAGCAGUACCCAGGUUGUUCUCAGUGUAGGCAGCAAAGACAAUUCUGAAAAGAGAGAAUUGCCAAGUCCAACAGGUGGGACAAGCAGCUGUGGUAAGGUAAAGCCCAUCUCCUCUUCUCUCUCUCUUAACAGUGAAGUAGAAAUUCCUAUUGUUCCUGUCAGCUCUAAAUCUACAGUUUCAAAUGUGGCCAGCACAUCUGCAUCUGCAAUCAUAACUUCAAGACCAUCAACGGACAGAAGUGAUAAAAAAUCAGGGAAAUCAAAUUCUCACAGCCACAUGAAAAGUCCAGCCAAGUCAGAGGCACUUUUUGCUCCAGAUGUCAAAGUUGAGCUCAAAUUAAAUGAGAAAACAGAAGGGAAACACCAAAGCAAGGACGCACACAAGUCAUCGUCUAACAGUAGCAAUAAAAUUGGUGCUAGCUCUAGUGGAGAAAAGAAGCUCCCAAAGCUGCCUUCCAAAGAAAUUCAAGACACCAAGGCAUCAGUCAGUAACAAAGACCAAGACAAGUCUGAAAAGAAGUUAGAUAAUACGCACAAGACUAGCGGGCAUGAUUCAGCCUCCAAAGCUAAAGAGUUUGAAAAAAGCAAAGUAAAAGACAAAAGAGAACACACAAAAGAUGGAGAAAAGAAUAAACAAAAAGAAAAUGAAGAUGUCAAGAAAAAAGAUGAAAAGAAGUCAUCAGCUGAGAAGAAAGAUGCCCAGAAAGGUUCCAGUGCCAGUACCAAGGAAGACAAAAAAAUUGAGAAGAAAGUGGAAGACAAAAAAGAGAAAACGGAGAAAUCUAAAAUAAAAGAAGGGAGUAAACUGAAUAUUUUUAAGAAAAUAAAAUCAGAUAUUGACCUCAGCAAAAAAGAUAAGAAACAAAAGCCUAAAGAUGUUCACAAUAAAGACAAGCAAGUAGACAAGAAACUCCCUAUGCUCUCUUGCAUCACUAAAAAUUCUACACCAGAGGUAAAAGCAAAGGAGCCUUCAAAGUCAGAAACAAAAGAUCCAAAACAGGGGAGAAAUGAAAGUAAGGAUCUUUCUGCAAAAGAUGGCUCUUCAAAGGCUGAAUCUUCUACUAAAAUUGAUCAAAAGACACUAUCAAAACCAGAAUCAAAAAAUAAAGUAGAUUCAAAGUCCAACACCAAAGCUUCAAAUGAUCUGAAGUCUGAAAACAAGGAUAGCAGCUCAUCAUUGAACAAAAAGCUAACAGUAGAUUCUUCUAAACAGAAGAAAAAUACUGAAGGCAGCAAACAGUCUUUAAGUAAGCAAGAUAAACCCCAGUCACAAAAGGUGAAACCAAAAGAAGAUAAGUUAAAAGAGAAGCAAAAGUUGAAAGAAGAAAAAGAAAAACAGAGGCUGGAAAAGGAGAAAUUAAGAGAAGAGAAAGAAAAAGAAAGAGAGAAAGAAAAAGAGAAAGAAAAAGAGAAAGAAAAAGAGAAAGAAAAAGAGAAAGAAAAAGAGAAAGAAAAAGAGAAAGAAAAAGAAAGAGAAAAAGAAAAAGAGAAAGAACGACAAGAAAGGGAACAAAGGGAAAGAGAUGAAAAAGAAAGGCAAAAAGAAAAAGAGGAAAGAGAAAGAAAAGAGCUUGAGGAGAAGGAGAGGAAAGAGAAAGAAGAAAAGGAAAGGAAAGAAAAGGAGGAGAGGGACAGAAAGGAGAAAGAAGAAAGAGAAAAGAAAGAGAGAGAAGAAAAAGAGCGAUUAAAACGAGAAAAAGAAGAACGAGAACGUCAGAAAGAAAAAGAGCGUGAAGAAAGGGAGAAAAGAGAAGAAAGAGAAAGAAAAGAAAGAGAGGAUAAGGAGAGGCUCAGAAAAGAACGAGAUGAUAAGUUAAAACAGAAAGAAGAGAAAGAUGCUUUAAAAGAAAAAGAAAGAUUAGAAAAGGAACGACAAGAACGGGAAAGAAGGGAGAAAGAAGAAAAGGAUAGGCAGAAGGAAAAGGAAGAAAAGGAAAAGCUGAAAGAGAAGGAAGAGAAGGAAAAGCUAAAAGAGAAGGAAGAAAAAGAAAAGCAAAAAGAUGACAGUGCAGAUAAAGAGAAAAUGAAAGAGAAAAAAGAUAAAGAAAGAAAGGAGAAGGAGAAAAAAGAAAAGCGGGAUAAAGAAAAGAAAGCCAAAGAGGAUAAAUUAAGGAAAGAAAAAGAAGAGCGAGCUAAGAAAGAAAAAGAAGAGCGAGCUAAAAAAGAGGAGAAAGAGAAGGCAAAGAAGGAAAAACUUAGUAAGAAAGACAAGAAGCAGAAAAGUGAUAAGGAGAAAGAUGAUGAUGAGGACAAGGAGAGGAAAAAACCACCUCCAAAAAAGCCCAAAAGAAAUGAGUUAGCAGUUCUUCUUGAUAGCAAUGACAGGUUCCAGAUGACAUUUACCUCCAUGUAUGAUCGUGUCAAAACACAGCGCAAUAGGGAGCCUGAACAGCAGCAAAAGGCAGAGCCCGCUCCUAAAUCCUCAUUUGAUAAGUUCAAACAAAAUCGUAAGAAAAAAGGUAGCAAAGCUAGGUCCUCUCUAUAUUCCUGUGGCGGCAGCACAUCAGAAUUGAGUGAUGACAGUGAUUUGUCUGGGUCUGAAACUAGUGUAAAAGCUGAACCUGUCAAAGAAUCCAAGCCCAAAAAAACGAGUCAUAUUAAGAAAAGACCUCAUGUCUCAUCCUCAUCUUCGUCGUCCUGUGAAGAAGAUGAUGAUGCACUUUUGAGAGCAUCAAAAUCAAAGGGUAAAAAGACUGAUAAAUUCAGUGACAUAUUUUCAACUGACUCUGAAGAGGAUAACUUCCAGACUCCAUCGAACAAGUCUAAAGUCUCUAGCAAAAUUAACUCUAAACCACCUCCAAAACGAAGGAAAACAAGAGAUGGCUCCUCUGACUCAAAAGAAGAAGGGUUUGCCAAGCCUCAUGCCAUGUCUAGUGUUACAGAACCUGACAGUUUGGAUGACAUUGAUAUGUCAGAGGAUGAUAUUCCAAAGCGGUCUGUUAAAAAACCAAACAAAACAGCAAAAAGGCUUGAUAAAUCUAGUGAUCAGGAUAAAAGAGAAUCAUCUGUGGAGUCUGUUAGUAAGAAAAUCACAAAGAUGGAAAGAGAGUCUUCUGUGGAGUCUGUUUCAAAAAAAUCAACCAAGUCGGAUAAAGAAGGAACACCAACAAAAAAGUUCAAAGCAGACCUGAAAAAAUCUGUGAAAAGUGAACGGGACAAUGAAAACAAAGGUUUUAUUGACGGCAAAGCCUCUAACAAGGAGGACAUUAAAACUUCUGUGACAGACAAGAAGAAAGGAAAAAGUCUUGUGGAACCAUCAAAAGAAAAAAAGGAAAGUAAGAAAGAAUCAGAUACCUGUGCAAGUAGUAAAAAAGAACUUGUCACCAAAAGGGAUUUUGACAAUAAAAAAGAAGCUGAGGGUAAAAAGGAAUUUUUAUGUAAAAAAGAAGAGAACAAAAAGGAGUUUGAUGGAAGGAAAGAAGCAGAAAGUAAAAAAGAUUCUGAUAAAAAAGAUAUUGAAGAAAAAAAGGAAGCAGAGCCUAAAAGGGAUUUAGAGCUUAAAAAGGACAGUGAGAGUAAAAGAGAUUUAGAUCAAGAUAAAGCCGGCUCUACCAAAGAGAAAGAAAAAUCACAGGAGAAUGUCAAUCUUAAACAUUCUGAUGAUAGGAAAAAGAAAAAAGAUAAGGAUGAAGGUCCUGUGAAAAAGAAGAAAAAGAAGAAGUACGACCCAAAAGAGGAGGAAGAGCUUGUGAAUUCAUUGAUAACUAAGGUCUACGACAAAGCUCUUGAUAAGGAAAAAAAACAAAAGAAAAAGUCUAAACCCAACAUAUUUGAUAGUGACAGUGACAUGGGAUUGUCAGAGACAUCUUUUGAAAUUCACGAAGAGAAAGUGCCAGUCCCCCCAGCCAAAGAGAAAACGGACCCUGAAAUGCAAAAGCCAAAAGAGAAGAAGAGGGAAAGUAGUAAAGACAAGGAAGUUAUGAAAGAUAAGGAUGCUAACAAAUCAGAGAAACACUCCAGCAAAGAAACUAAAUCAUUUGUUGAAGUGUCAAAAAAGCCAGAUAAGAAAAAAGCAAAAGAAUUGCAAAUUGAGAAAGAGACUGAGAAAACUAUCACUUCGUCUCAAAAGAAAGAAAAAAGAGAGAAAGAAAAGGAUCCUGAACCUACGGAUGUGAAACUUGUCACAGAAGUUGAACCUGAAAUUCUUGACGACUCUCAAGCCAAGCAACCAAAAAAGAAGAAGAAGAAGAAAGAUCACGAGAAGGAUGUAGAUAAAGAAAAAGCUCCCAAAUCUUACAAGAAAAGCAAUGAACAGAAAACAGAAUCGGAGAAAAAGAACUCUGAAAAUGAGAAAAAGGCAAGUUCAUCAUCUGAUGAGAACAGUGCACAUUCAUCUCAAGUUGUGGAUGAAUUUGUCAGCUUUUGGGGCCAUCCUAAGCCAAUUCUCAUUCCAAAGCGAUUAAAAGACACAACAAAAAAUGAUGAAGACAAAGCCAAGAGCAAAGAUGAAACUAAAUCAGAAGGUGUUACAGAUAAGCCUGACAGCACGUCUAAAACCAAAGAGGUAGCAGUGAAGGAAGAAAAGAACUCCACUGAAAAACCUGAACCUGUUUCUGGAUGUGAUAAGGUUGUGAAAGUGGAAUCUGAGGCUAAUGAGGACUUUGUGGUACCCAUUUCAGAAGCUGAGACAACAGUUACAACAGAGCUGACUCAGGCUGUGCCUGUAACCAACUCAUCCCAACCUGGUUCUCACAGUGCUCAGGAGGAGUCGGUGUCUGUAUCUGAAGAGGACAUCAUUGGCCUCCCUGAUGAAACCACAAUUGGUUCUUCAGUGGAAAUUCAUGACGACGACGAUUAUCCACUUUUAGUGAUAGAUGAAGUAUCUGAGACUGUUACUGAUGACAAAAAGAAGAUGACAAAAAAGGAGAAAAAGCUCCUAAAGCAGCAGCAAGAGAAGGAAAGAAAUGACAGAAUGGAUGAAGUGAUUGCCAGUGUGGCCAAUGCUGGAUCCAGUGAUGAUGAAGAUGUUGCAAAGUGUAGCCCUGUAAGUCUGCAGAUGGAUUCAGUUGGUAAUGACAGAGAACUUGUGCUGUCAGAUGUGAUCAACCAAGAACUUAAGUAUGACAACAAAAUGUCCAAUGAACCAGACAGUAAUAAUUCCAUAAUUUCCGAUAUAGUAUUUCCUGAUACAGAUAAUAACAAAAAACCACCUGAAUCAAGCCACACAAUCAGUGGUAAUCGUAAAGAUAAAAAGGAGGCUAAAGCGCUCAAUGGAUCGACAAUAAAGAAAGAAGGGGAAGAUCAAAAACACCCUAAAACCAACCUCUUGAAUGAAGAUCUAAUCAAACGAGAAGAUGAUUUGGUCAAGAAUUUAUCUGUUAUCACAGAUACUCAAGUAGAAAAAUCAGUGGCUCCCGAAGAAUGUAAACUGUCUGAGGAAGAUAUAAAGAAGCAGGAAGAAGAACAGAAA
Messenger RNA from Lymnaea stagnalis (great pond snail), 53678 nucleotides. The record is from the annotation of a GenBank genome assembly. Lineage: Eukaryota; Metazoa; Mollusca; Gastropoda; Lymnaeidae.